Messenger RNA from Centruroides sculpturatus (bark scorpion), 56327 nucleotides. RefSeq names its product titin-like. The record is from RefSeq and is a predicted model, not a curated record. Gene Ontology annotation, molecular function: protein binding. NCBI's taxonomy places the organism in Eukaryota, Metazoa, Arthropoda, Arachnida, Scorpiones, Buthidae.
UUGGGGAAGUGUAACUUCCGCGCACCUAGCAGACGGCCGGGUGCUGCGGCCGCACCAACGUCACGUCGCAUCUUCUUUUCCCCCCAAAAGAUGGAGGACGACACCUCUGCCACGGACAGUAGCGUCCAGCGUGCCAACACCACUACGACUAUCAGCACCAUCGCCGUUCAGUCGGGAGAGACGCGCAUCGUCAUUGCCCUCCUACAAAGUAAAGAAUGGAUGCAAUUGAAAGUUCAAGAGAUGCAACCGGCCAUAACGGAUAUAGGAAGUUGCCUGGAAGAUGCUGUGAUGUUGCAUCAGCAACACGAGCAAGUAUUGGAGAAAUUGCAGUCGAAACAGAGUCCUGUAGAGGAGUUGCUACGUCAAGCAGACGAGCUGAUCUCUACACAGCAGCCGAGAGCAGAGGUAUACGCAGCCAUGGCCGAGAACUUGGGACUUGCAUGGAAGGACUUAAACAACCAAUUAGAGCAGAGGAGACAAAUUCUCGAACAAGCGGUGACGUUUCACAGCAGAGUACGGGAUUUUACAGAAAGAAUGGACAAAGCUCACGUUAUAUUUACCGAUACUUAUUCUCCGAACGAUAUUGACAGUUGCAAAAUGUUAUUGCAAAGGUUGCACGAUGACAAGAAAGGCAUACUCGAGAUAUCUCUUCACACAUUGAAUGCGGGACAGAUCCUAGUUCAUCAGUUAGACGAGAUAGCCCAUAACAGCCUGAACGAUUCGAGACCGGAACACAUGAAGAUGGAGGCUCAAAAAUCAUCAUCCACGGUCGAGAGGAUGAUGGAGAAUCUUCACGACAGGUGGCGCUAUCUGGAGGGCGUGUGGCAAAGUAGGAAAACAAAAUUGGAGCAUACUCUUCAGAUACUUUUGGUUUCAAGUGAUCUAGAUCAGGUGGAGAAUUGGCUUCAAACGAAAGGAGCUGAAUAUAUGAGGCAAUACAAUUUAGGAGAUUCUUCUGCUAAUGCGGAAAUUCUUCUACACGAACAUGGAAAAGUGGAAAUUGAGACUAAAGAAGUGCAAGAUAGAAGCAUCCGGUUAUUAAAAACAGUCGAGCAAUUGACGUUAUCGGGUGUUGCCAUGACGGAAACAUCGAGAUGUCGAGCGUAUCAGUUACUUUCAGAUUGCUCUGAUUUAAUAUCUGCAGUGCAUACUAGACGACAGUUACUUUCUCUCGCCAUUGCCUUUUUUAAUUUAUGUCAAACGGUUGUAACGAAGCUUGAUCAAUUGGAUGUACAACUGUCUACUACAGAGCUAUUGCCUAAUGCUACUAAUCAGAUAAAACGAACUAUUAAUGAACUGGUAACAGAAGCAGUCGCAGAAGGUCAAAAUCUGAUAGAAAUGGCGGAAAAUCUUGGGACGGAAGGCGUUCAGAGGAAGAUUGCAGAGUUGGAAGACCGCAGGCAACACUUGUUGAAACUGUGUUCUUCGGUGGUUACACCAGAAAGUAACACGGCUUACAUCAAUUUCCAUAACAGAUACGAUACGCUCUAUACUUGGAUCACGAGUACCGUUCAGGCCUUCUUGCAAGGCCAUCAGGAUAUGGGCAGUAGUUAUCCUAUGGCUAAAAACUUCCUAGAAAGUCAUGAAAGUUUGCAAAAGGAAAUUAGGUUAAAGGAUAUCGAAGUCGAUGCCUUACUCAAAACAGUCCCGUCUCUGGUUAGAGUUGGGGGGAAAGAAGCUGAAGAGGUGCACAAGAAGGCUGAUAAUUUGCGUAGUCAGUGGACGUUACUUUUAUCCCUGCUUGAUAAUAGGAUUUUGAUAGUGCAACGCUAUGCUGCCUUUCACAAACUUGCUUCUCAGCUGGGGGCAGACAUGGAGUCCAUUGAAAAUGCCAUACAGUCAGACAGGGAUGGCUCGAACAGGAAAGCGACCGAAGAGAAAUGGUUCGCUGUACAACAACAAUUUCUGGAAUUAAACAACAAAGGAAAAAACUUUAUCGAAGAUGCAUAUAAGGUAAACGAUCCUCAUCUGGAUAUCAAGAGAGCUAUUCUAUGCGUUCAGACGAUACUGGAUCAAUUUAAUAAUCGCAAAAAUAACAUCAAUAAUCUCUGGAACAGUUGGCAACAGGAUGUCAUAUCGGAAAGACAGCAAUUGAUGCAAUGGGAAUAUUGCGCCAAAGAAAUAAGAAGGGUUGUUGAAGUCGUAACGACCUUUAAACUUCAGUUAUAUCCAAUUAUACCAAAAGAAUUGAAUAGGAUCGACUCCAUUAUCGUAUUCUUGGAGAGACAUCAAGAGAGCAUGAAUGGCCAAAUUAAGUCUUUAGGACGAGAGAUCGAAGAUUGCCUCAAUAAAUCGCAAGCCUUUUCUACGAAAGGAGAAUUUCAAAAUCAAAAGGACCAACUGUUAAAUCAGAUGAAAAACGCACAAAACGAAUUGGAAGCAAAAUUGACUGAAUGCCUUCUUCUGGCAGCCAUGAUGCUAACUUUCUUCCAGAACUUGAAGCAGAUCGAAGAAAAGAAUCAACGUCAAGAUCCGGUUCCUACAGAUAUUUUAUCCAUCGAUCAGCAACUCGUGGACCACGAUAACCUUCGACCAACGUUCUUACAACUGUUAGAAUUUGCUCAAAGAGAAGCGGAUCAAUUGAUAAAUAAGAUAAACGAAAUUGAACCACCACCCGCGGCUGCACAGGAUAAAGAAAAGAUUCAAAGUAUCCUGCUCUGGCUCCAUCAACAAUUAGAAGACAGUUGGAAAUUGAGGAAAGAGAGACUGGAACAGCAGAAAUUUUAUUGGCAAUUGCGUGAAAUAAAUCAGCAGAUACAAGAAUUAAGUGAUCAGCUAUCAAACAUGAAGGGAAACACUGGAGAAUCUCUUGCAACUGUAAAGUUAACUUCGCAAGCUUUUAUACAAUUGCAAAAAACUAUAGAGCUCUUAGACGAAAAAGUCAACACCUUUGUAAGCACCGCUCAAAGAAUGGUUGCACCACCCAUGCAAGAAAUCAGCGAGUUGCAAACUAAAUGGUCGACGUUUCAUAUGCAAAUUGGAGAUACUAGAAAACACAUCGAUCUAGUUUUAGAAUAUUUUGUUUUGAUCGAACAGAUUGAAGAAUGGUUUAAAGAAGGAAGCCAACUUCUGGUAUCGAUUGCGCAAAGAUCAGCGAGUUGUAAAAAUCCAACUGAUGCUAUAAAUCUGCAAAAUGAAGUUGAUAGAUUUGUUAAACCUGGUGAAGCUGAACAGGAUAAAAGAAUGAAGAAGUUGAGCACUCUUUCCAUACAGUUGUAUGGUCAAGCACCUCCGAUUACAAAUCAGAUUUUGCAGAAGAAUAAAGAUAUGUUGACAUCAUUCGUGUGUAUUAAUAAAGAUUUGAAAAAUUUGCAACAGAAUCUGAACGAAGCAGAAAAACAGAAGCAAAAGUUGGAAAAAGAAGCUGUUAAAGAAGUACAGGUAGAUAUAGUACCGGAUCCAACUAGACCACCAGUUUUUACAGUACCCUUGAUGGAUGUAGAGGUUACCGAGGGAUCAAAAGUAACUUUCUUGUGCCACGUUGAUGGUCACCCACCUCCUUUCAUCGAAUGGCUCAAAGAUGGUCUUCAAGUUCAUAACAAUCCGGAUUACCAGACAAAACACGAAAAUGGCUUAUGUACUUUAACUAUAGAGGAAACGUUUGCUGAAGAUUCUGCAAAAUAUAUCUGUCGAGCUACAAACUCUGUAGGAAGAGCAGAAACUCAAGGGCAACUUACAGUCAGAGAGAGUCACCCUCACGAAGAAGCAAUACCACCUCAUUUCGUCAAAGAACCCGCCCUGACGGUGGCUAGACAAGGUCAACCUUGCCAGAUGGAGUGCCAAGUAGAAGGAAACCCACUACCCAUUGUAUCGUGGUAUAAAAAUGAUGUCUGUAUCGAUAAUUUUCCAGAAUAUGUCAUCACUUAUAACAAUGGCUACAGCAUUUUGAGAUUUGAGGAAAUUUAUCCUGAAGACGAAGCUCGUUAUACUUGUAAAGCUGUGAAUCCUGCAGGACAGGUUGCAUGCAGCGUCAAGUUGACUGUACUACCUCGAGAUGCAUCUAAGAAACCAGAGAUUAUAGUUCCUUUAUCUAAUGUAAUGGCGAGGGCAGGACAGAAAUUGAGAUUGGAAUGUAAAGUUGAUGGCUUACCCACUCCUACAAUCACGUGGUAUCAGAAUAGGCAACCAGUUAGUGAUUUCUGCCAGACAAGUUACAGCGAUGGAAUAGCAACACUCGUGAUUCCUGAAGCAUUUCCUAAAGAUGCAGGAACUUACAGUCUCGUAGCAUCCAACGAAGCAGGAGAGACAUCAUCUUCCUGUUUAGUAUCUGUUAAAGGCAGACUACCUCUUGAAACUUCUGAUUCUGAAAUGGCUUCAGAUUUUGAACUCCUGAAACCUGACGUGAGACUUCAUCUGCAAAACCAAACUGUAAUCGAAGGAAACCCGAUAAGAUUAGAUUGCGUUAUCAUUGGACAACCAGAACCAGAGGUUAUCUGGUAUCAUAAUGGAAAGCCAGUUAAAGAAUCUGAAGAUGUGCAACUGCUCUUCGAAGGUGAUCGAUGUUCUUUGAUCAUCAAGGAAGCUUACCUGGAAGAUCAAGGAUGCUACAAGUGUGUUGCCAUAAAUUCUGCUGGAGAAGCUUCUAGUAUCUGUGAACUGAAAGUUAAACCAUUCCAAAAUGUGGUUAAUGGUGAAAAGGGCGCCAUGGAAAUCGGAAGUCCUCCCAUGUUUUCAUUAAUGUUGAGAAAUGUUAUGGCUAACGAAGAGGAGAGCGUCAAAAUGGCAUGCCAAGUCAAAGGUCAGCCGGAUCCCGAAAUCUCAUGGUACAGAAAUGGAGUACAGUUACAUUCUUCUGCACAUUGUGUGAUAACGAAAGAACCAUCAGGUUUGACAACACUGACAAUCUCAACUGUAGAAAAGGGAGAUGAAGGAGAAUAUAUGGUGAAGGCCACAAACAAUGCAGGAGAAGCUAAAUGUAUAGCAACUCUAUCAGUUCUAAGGAAACCUGGCAUACCACCCUGUUUUCAAAAAUAUUUAGAUUGUUUAACAGUUGAAAAAGAAAGGGAAGCCAAAUUUCAAUGUCAAAUUACAGGAACACCUAAACCAGAGGUACAAUGGUAUUUUGGCGAGAUUCUUAUCAAAAGUGACAAGUUUCAAACUGUAAGUAGCGAUGGGGAUUACCAUAGUUUGACCAUAGCGAAAUGUUUACCUUUUCAUGCUGGGCGGUAUACUGUCAAAGCCGAGAACGAUAGCGGUAGAGCAGUAUCUUCAGCAACGUUAAACAUUAUUGAACCAGCACCUUCCUCGCCCGAAAUGCAGGAGCACAGAGCUCAAACCAUGGUCAUGACCAAGAAGACCACCCUAGUUCAGAAGAGCACCAUAUGUCAACCAGCUGAAAAGUUUACCAAAGGAAGUUAUGAAAUCCUACAGACGUCAGAGGAAGAAGUUGAUGAUAAACCGAAGAAAAGCAAAGUAGAAAUAACCCUCCAAAGUCAUUCACCAGACAUUGUAACUUCAGUUGUACCACUGAUCCCGCCGAAAUUUUUGAAACCUCUCCAGUCCAUUAUCGUAAAGUCUGGUUUUAGACUGCAAAUGGAAGCUGAAGUGACCGGACAACCAGAACCUCAAGUCGAAUGGUUCCGAAAUGGAGUAAAAUUAAAAAAUUCACCAGAUUUUCGCAUCACAUCCAUAGGCAAUGUGCAUCAGCUGCUGAUUCCCGAGGUCUUCCCCGAUGAUUCUGGAACCUUUCAAGUCACUGCUACUAAUUCGUGUGGAGAAGCCACGUCCACUGCCGAUUUAAUUGUGGAAGAAGAAUCCAACAACGGUACUACGCAACGCGUUGCUGUGGUCGAAGAGAGAAAAGAGUUAUUCACCAAGAUUUCGCUUAAGAAAACUGAGAGUGAAGAUGUAGGGAUGAUAUCCGAAGUUAAGAUUUGGAGUGGUGCUAAACCCACUCCUUAUCCGGCUCCUCUUUUAGUAACGUUGAUAAAAGAUGUCGAACCGGAAGAAGUUCCGAUAAUCAUCGAAGAAGAGAAACCGAAAGAAAAACCGAAACCGAUAAUUAAAAAAGACGACGAGAAACGAACGACCAAACCCAAAAAAGAAGUAAUCAUACAAGAAGAUCCUGUAGUUAGUACUCAAGUGGAACCACCGGUUUUCAUUCAGAAUCUAUCUGAUGUUACCGUGGAUCAAGGCGUUAAGGUGACUUUAGUGUGCCACGUCACAGGGUCUCCUCAACCCAAUAUAAAGUGGUUUCGCGAGCACCAGCAGAUAACUUCGUCUAAAGAUUACGAAAUGACCUAUAGAGAUGGGGAAUGCUGCCUAAUUAUACCAGAAGCCUUUCCGGAAGAUCAGGGUAGUUUUACCUGCACUGCCACCAACAUAGCAGGAACCAAAAGCACCUCUGCAAAGCUAAUCGUCAGAAACAAAGAUCAGGGAAUGGUGAUCCAACCACCCUCAGCGCAAUUUAAGCGUCCCUUCAACGCGACUCCCCCUAUAUUUGAAAAGCCACCGACAGGGGGGAGGUUUAUCGAAGGCCGUGAUGCUCAUUUUGAAUGUCGGGUUAGGGGUAACCCUGCACCAGAAGUUGUAUGGUCCAGGCGUGGUAUGCCUAUCAGAAAUGAUCACAGGCGCCAAGUGUUUUAUAAUCCGGAUACUGGUGUUUGUACAUUUGAUAUAAAAAACCUGACAGCGGACGACGAUGGAGAUUACACGUGUACGGCCGUUAAUUGCGCUGGAGAAGCGGCGCUAACGAUAUCUAUACACCGUGAAGCGCAAGCAGCUCAGCAGAUAACUAGAACCGAACGCGUAGAUGUCAGAACGAUCAGACAGCCUAUCGUACAACAGAGAUAUACACAAAUAGAACGCCAAGUCCACGAUGGCAUACAAUUCCAGAGAUCUGUUUCCUCCGAUUACGAUGGUGAACCAGGAAGUCCUCUCUACUACAGUGGAACUGAACAGGGUUUUCGCGUGGAUACAUUUGAGUACCGUUUACUACGAGAAGUCGAAUUUCGCGAAUCUUUAAUACAAAUCCGUCCCGAAGAAAUGGAACAAGAAGUAUACGACCAAUCAAAACCUCCGAGUGCACCUCAAUUAGCACAACGUCCACGUAAUAGUAAAUUAUUAGAAGGUUCUGAUGUAACAUUCCAGGCUAAAAUCAGUGGAAAUCCUAAACCAAGGAUUAUAUGGUUUAAGAAUGGACAAAGAUUGCUACCUUCUCAACGUUACAAAAUGUCUUUUGUCGAUAACGUUGCAACUCUCAAUAUUCACAUGGCACUUCCGGAAGAUGCCGGUUUCUAUACUUUAUUAGCAGAGAAUAAGUCGGGCAGAAUCACUUGCUCGGCUCACCUGGUUAUAGAAGCUAUUGGCGUGACGAGUGAAACUAAGUUUAUUAGCACUCAAAGAUUCGAAACGGCGCAGCAACAGCAACAGGUUCAGCAUUAUCAGCAACAGCAACAGGUUCAGCAUUAUCAACAACUUCAACAGCAGCAGCAAUAUCAACAGCAACAAAUGCAGCAGCAAUAUCAACAAAUAGAUACUAGUCAAACUAGAAUGACACAAGUAGAAAAUGAAGUCGAUAGUGGAGCUCGAACGCUGAAACCAAAUUUUGUCAAAGUCCCAACUGAUAAAGAAAUUACGGAAGGCAAGAUGGUCAGAUUUGAUUGUAGAGUUUCUGGCCGGCCCUUUCCCGAAGUGCUAUGGUACAAAAAUGGUAUCCAGAUUAUGGAUGAUGCCACUCAUAAGCUGCUAGUAAAUGAAGGUGGCGUACAUGCACUCAUGAUAACUGUAGCUAGCCGAGAAGACAGUGGACACUAUGUAUGUGUAGCCAGAAAUAAAAGUGGAGAAGCAAAGUUCGAAGUCAAUUUACAUAUCAUAGAAAAAGAGCAAGUGGUUUCACCAAAAUUUGUUGAACGGUUUCAAAGUAUUCACGUUAGAGAUGGAGAACCUGUGACACUUCAUUGUAGAGCUGUCGGUACUCCUAUUCCCCGUAUCACAUGGCAGAAAGAUGGUGUUCAGAUUCAUUCCAGACCUCCAGACAUGAUUAUUGAAACUAUGGAUGGAAGUUCCACGUUAUACUUUAAUAAAGUAACGUAUCUAGAUGCUGGAUGGUAUCAAUGCACUGCUCAAAAUCAAGCUGGAAGUACUGCAACUCGUGCUAGAUUAUAUGUAGAAAUUGAUGAGCGACCAUUACCAGAACCAUGGCGACUGCAUUUACCUCGUCCACAUAAAGUAAUAGAGCCAGAGCGUUCGCCACCGAGAGAAACUAUAUGGUUACGACCUGUCGAAAGAGCAGCUCCUUACAUGCCCCAAGAAGAAGAGAGGCGCCCAACACAAAAGCCAGCAUUUACUACUCAUUUACAGGAUCUCAAUUUACAGGAAGGUGAUCGAGCAAAUUUUGACUGUCGUUUAAUUCCAAUAGGUGAUCCGACAAUGAAUAUUGAAUGGUUUGUCAAUGGUCGUCCCAUCGAGGCAGGUUCUCGAGUAAUGACUACAUACAGGUUUGGCUAUGUUGCCCUAACACUAUUACAUGUGUAUGCUGAAGAUUCGGGUGUAUAUAUGUGUCGUGCAACUAAUGAAGCUGGUGAAGCAACUACUACAGCUACAUUAAGAUGCACUGCACGAGUUGCAAUUGACAGAGAAGCUCAGCAUCCAGAAAGUAUAGAGGCUAUCCAACAUUUAGAAGAUUGGGAACAUUAUAAAAAGGAUGUUACAUUGGAGGAAACAGUAUCAGUACAAAAACCAGUCUUUAUAAAACCCCUACGUAACUUAGAAAAUUUGCAAGAGGGUGGUUUUGCUCAUUUUGAAGCACAGAUAACACCAGUUAAUGAUCCAACAAUGAAAAUAGAAUGGCUUUUCAAUGGACAACCCUUAACUGCAGGAAGUAGAAUCAGCACAAUAUUCAGUUUUGGCUAUGUAGCACUUAAUAUAUCAUACCUUAGAGCAGAAGAUUCUGGUUUGUAUGUAUGCAAAGCAACAAAUCAGAAAGGUGAAGCUAUGUCUACGGCUUCACUUAAAGUUAAAGUGUCAGGUUUCGUUGUGUCCGAUCUUGGUAUACCGGAACAAGAGAAAUAUAUUGAGAAGAUUCAGGAAUUAGAAUCCUACCAGUAUCAACAACGCCAUCAGUUUGUUGAGGUCGAUGCUGUCCCUCAACAAAAGCCUUCGUUCCGCACCCAGUUAAAUGAUCAAAAGAAUAUUCAACAAGGUAGAACUGCUCAUUUUGAAGCUAGAUUAGAACCAACUGGAGAUUCGACUAUGAGAGUUGAAUGGUUAAAAGAUGGAAAACCAUUAGAAGCAAGUUCAAGGAUUACAGCUUUCUUUAAUUUCGGUUAUGUAUCAUUAACGAUAAGAAAUGUGGACACAAGAGACAUUGGCACUUACACUUGUUGUGCUAUAAAUAGUAUGGGAACAGCAACCACAAAAGCAGUACUUACAUGUAUUACUAAAAAGAGUGUAGUUUUGGAAAGCCAAUACCCUGAAGGCCUGGAGAAGAUUCAGCAUCUUGAAGAUUACUCUCGGUAUCAACGAGAAACUUACGAAGAAACGACUUUUACGCAACGCCCUAGUUUCACUCAACCCCUUCAUUGUCAGGAACAUAUAGUGGAGGGACAGAGUGCACAUUUUGAAACUCGACUGGAGCCCAUGGGGGAUCCAUCCAUGACCGUUGAAUGGUAUUUCAAUGGGAAACCUUUAACAACAGGUCAUCGAUUUAAAACAUAUUUUGAUUUCGGAUACGUGGCAUUGGAUAUUCUGUACGUGUUCCGCGAAGAUACAGGAACAUUUACGGUUAAAGCUAAAAAUGCCAUGGGAGAAACUACUUUAUCUAAAUCAAUUACAGUCCAAGCUAAAAGCGAUGUUGAUACAUCGACUAUCCAUGAGAUUGGCAUGGAAAAAAUUGAAUAUUUGGAGAGAGCUCCAUUUCAAGAACCUCAGUAUAACAUUGAAGAAAUUUCUAAAAGCAAACCUCACUUCAUUAUACCUUUACACGAUCCUAAACCGGUUCGAGAAGGCGAUCGUAUACACAUGGAGUGCCGCCUAGAACCAAGCACGGAUCCAACAAUGAAGGUCGAAUGGUUCUUCAAUGGUAAACCACUAAUGAUUGGGCAUCGUUUCCAAACAUAUUACGAUUUUGGCUUCGUUGCCUUAGAUAUUUUAACGGCAUAUCCUGAAGAUACUGGUGAAUAUACAGUUAGAGCUACAAAUCAUCUUGGUUCAGCUCACACAAGCGCUUGUGUUAGAGUACAAGCAAGAUCAUCUAUUAUCUCUGAAACUCAACAUCCAGAAGGAUUAGAGAAAAUCCAACAUUUAGAGGAUGCAAGUCGCUUUCGCCGCGAUACUUAUGAAGAGACUGUCAUCACACAAAUACCAACAUUUACUAAAGCAUUACAUAAUAUUGAAACAAUUGAAGGAACAAACAUUCAUUUAGAAUGCAGGCUUACACCUGUUGGUGAUCCAAGCAUGAAGGUGGAAUGGUUUGUCAAUGGCUUACCCUUAAAAGUUGGUCACAGAUUCCGUCCUGCUCACGAAUUCGAUUACGUCGCACUUGACAUAUUGAGCAUAUAUGCAGAAGAUAGUGGCGUUUACACAUGUAAAGCAACUAACAGUUUAGGACAAGCAGUAACAUCUUGUUCUGUCAAAUGCAUAGCUAAGAGUGAAAUCAUAUUAGAAACUCAACAUCCUGAAGGUUUAGAAAAAAUACAGUAUCUUGAAGAUACAAGUCGUUACAGGAAAGAUGUCUGGGUUGAAGAAUCUGUUAAAAUUAGACCAAAAUUUGUAACAAAAUUAAAUAAUUUGGCUCUUCGUGAAGGUCAGUUAGCACAUUUUGAAUGCCGUCUAGAACCAAUUAAUGAUAAUACACUGAAAGUUGAGUGGUUCCAUAAUGGAAAAUCUUUGCCUGUCGGGCAUCGAUACCGUCCAUUCCAUGAUUUUGGUUAUGUAGCAUUGAAUAUCCUUUCUGUCGUACCAGAAGAUUCUGGCACAUAUACUUGUCGAGCUACGAAUAUAAUGGGCAGUGAAGAAAUCACGGCAACCCUAACAUGCCAAGGUAAAUCAUCUAUCAUAGUGGAAACUCAACAUCCAGAAGGAUUAGAAAAAAUCCAGCAACUGGAAGAUUACUCUAGAUAUACUCGACUCACGACCGAAGAAGAAGUAUGUCGACAGGCACCAGUUUUCACGAGUGCACCCCAGAGUAUCGAGAUAAAGGAAGGACAGAGGGCACACUUCGAAUGCCGUCUCAUUCCCGUGGGAGAUCCUAAGUUGAAAGUGGAAUGGUUUCACAAUGGCAUACACGUGAAAACUGGUACUCGAUUUGUCGAAACUUUGAGUUUCGGUUUUGUUGCUCUUGAUAUAAUGUGCACAUACCCAGAAGAUUCGGGAACAUAUACUUGCAAAGCCACAAAUGCUCUUGGAGAAGCAGUAGUGUCAGUUCAUCUCAAAUGCUACAGCAAGAGUUCAUUGAUUUUGGAAUCUCAGCAACCAGAAAGCUUAGAAAAGAUCCAAGCGUUAGAAGUUUCAGGAAAAUAUCGUAGAGAAGAGAUUGAAGAGAUCACCACUCAAGCACCAGUAUUCACACAGCCUAUGAGAAAUCUACAAUUAAUUGAAAAUAAGAGUGCUCACUUUGAAUGUCGUCUGAUACCCGUUGGUGAUCCUAAACUGAAAGUUGAAUGGUUCCAUAAUGGAAAACCAUUGAUGAAUGCCACUCGUGUAACAACUACCCAUGAUUUCGGUUUUGUUGCUCUCGACCUAUCUUACGUAAAAACAGAGGAUAGCGGCACUUACACAUGCAAAGCAAGAAAUGAAUUAGGAGAAGCAGUUUGUUCUGCUACUCUUGUUGUAAAAGCAACAAGUUCAUUGUUAAUGGAAACUCAACAUCCAGAAGGACUAGAGAAAAUCCAAUAUCUAGAGGAUACAAGUCGCUAUAAGAGAGAAGUCACCGAGGAGGGUCUGAUUACAUCCAAACCUAUUUUCAUUACACCUCUUACUGGUCGUGACAAGUUGAUUGAAGGACAAAGUAGUCAUUUAGAAUGCCGUGUCGAACCAUAUCCAGAUCCAACAAUGAAAAUAGAAUGGUUUUUCAAUGGAAAGCCAUUACAAACAGGUCAUAGAUUCCGCACUAGGUGUGAUUUUGGCUUCGUUGCUUUAGACAUAUUAACUGUCUAUGCAGAGGAUUCCGGAGAAUACAUGGUUAGAGCAACAAAUCAAGUAGGCACAGCAACAUCUAGUGCUAAGAUUACAGUAACUGCCAAAAAAUCCUUAAUUUUGGAGUCUCAGCAACCCGACAGUUUGCAAAAGAUAGAAUAUCUCGAAGGCAGCCGUUACAAACAGAUGACAGAACAGGAAAUAAUAUAUAAUCAAAAACCAGCUUUUGGAAGACCUCUCAACAACUUAGACAAUUUAAUAGAAAGUCAAAGCGCACAUUUGGAAGCUACACUUACUCCAACAAAUGAUCCAAACAUGAAAGUUGAGUGGUUCUUUAAUGGAAGACCUAUUCAACAAGGUCAUAGAUUCAAGACUACAUUCGAUUUUGGUUAUGUUGCAUUGGAUAUCAUGUAUGUGUAUUCUGAAGACAGUGGAACUUACAUGUGUAAGGCAACAAAUCUUGUAGGUGAAGCAGUCACAACAUGCUCCAUCCAGGUGAAAGCCAAGAGCACUAUAUACACAGAAACACUCCAUGAAGAAGGUUUAGAGAAAAUACGUAAAUUAGAGGAAACUUAUGUUGAAAAAGUAGAAGAACAACCAAUACUUAAACAGAGACCUGUGUUCAUUACUCCAUUAAACAGUUUGGAUAACAUAAAAGAAGGACAACCUGCCCAUUUAGAAUGUAGACUUCAACCAGUGAACGAUCCUAAUUUAAGAGUGGAGUGGUAUGUGAAUGGCAUUGAAAUUAAAACAGCUCAUCGUUUCCGUACAACUCACGAUUUUGGUUACGUGGCUUUGGACAUUCUUUAUUGUUAUCCUGAAGACAGUGGAACAUACAUGUGUAAAGCUGUGAACGAAUUAGGUGAAGCAGUAACUACAUGCACUAUAAAGGUUCAAGCACGCCGAAGUAUUUAUUAUGACACUCAGCAUCCUGAAGGUUUAGAAAAAAUAAGAGAAUUAGAAUGCCAAACAAGGUAUGAAACAAUUGAAAUUGAAGAAAGACCAAUUUGUAAACCAUACUUUACGACACAACUGCGUGGACUCACUGAACUAACAGAAGGUCAAAGUGCACAUCUAGAAUGUCAAGUAGAACCUGCUCAUGAUUCACAGCUAAAAAUAGAAUUCUUCCAUAAUGGAAGGCCAUUAGAAGCUGCUUCGAGAUUCCACAUCACCUUUGACUUUGGAUAUGUUGCUCUUGAUGUCAGCCACAUCCUUCCAGAAGAUGAAGGCACAUACACUGUCAAAGCCACAAACACGCUCGGAGAAGCCGUUAGCUCGAUCACAAUAAGAAUACACAGCAAGAGUGGUAUAAUAUCUGAAACCCAACAUCCUGAAGGUUUAGCUAAAAUACAAGCCUUAGAAGAGGAAACUGGAUAUAAACGAGAAGUUUAUAUUGAGCCAAGAACAUGUCAAAGGCCAGUUUUUACUGCACCUCUUCAGAAUCUUGACAACCUUAUAGAAGGACAGAGUGCACAUAUGGAAUGCCGUUUGAUCCCAGUUGGCGACCCUACAUUAAAAGUAGAAUGGUUUUUCAACAAUGAACCUCUUCAACCAGGGUCAAGAUUCCAAACUAUACAUGAUUUUGGCUAUGUUGCUCUGGAUAUCCAAUACGUAAGACCAGAUGAUACAGGAGUAUACAUGUGUAGAGCUUCCAAUGAAUUAGGAGAGGCAGUAACAACUGCAUCAAUUAAAGUGAAAUCCAAAGCUACAAUUGAGCUACAAACACAACAUCCAGAAGGUUUAGAGAAGAUUCAAAGAUUGGAGAGUGAUAAGGAAUAUCGUGGACCAGAAGCUCCAGAAACAGUAUAUGAGAAACCAGUCUUUACUAAACCAUUAACAGGACCAAGAGAACUUGUUGAAGGACAGGCUGGUCAUUUUGAAUGUUAUGUUAUACCUGUCGGUGAUCCUAAUUUAUAUCUCGAGUGGUAUGUCAAUGGAAUUGAAUUAAAAAUGGGAUCACGUUAUAAAGUAACACAUGAUUUUGGAAUGGUGAAUUUGGACAUUGCUUCGGUAAUUCCAGAAGAUUCUGGUAUAUACAUGUGCAAAGCCAUUAAUAAAGCAGGAGAAGCAGUUACAACAACAUCCUUGAAAGUUAAAGCUCGACAUAGUAUAUUGAGUGAAAGUCAAUACCCAGAAGCUUUUGAAAAGACUCGAAAGUUUGAAUAUGAUGCAGAACCCAAAAUUUCUGAAACUUGGGUUGAUAUCGUUCCACCAAGAGCACCUUUCUUCACUCAGCAUCUGACUAACAUUGAUAGAAUAAUGGAAGGACAGUACAUCCACUUAGAAGCAAGAGUUGAACCAACAAAUGAUGAGAAACUAAAGAUAGAAUGGUAUAAAAAUGGAAAACAAUUAAUUUUAGGUACACGCAUAAGAACAACUUUUGAUUUCGGAUAUGUAACAUUGGAUAUAAUUAGUGGUAGACCAGAUGAUUCUGGUAUCUAUACUUGUCGAGCUGUAAAUGAAGUUGGCGAAGCAAUUUCCACAUGUACCAUAAAAGUUGAAGGAAGAGAAAGUAUUCUUUUGGGAUCACAACAUCCUGAAAGUUUGCCUAAAAUCCAAGAAUUAGAAUCUGUUCAGUUGGUCCAUACUGAAUAUCCUGAGACUGAAUAUGAAGCUCCUGUGUUUAUUACACAUUUGAAUGAUUUAGAAUUAAGAGAAGGAGAAUCGGCACAUUUCGAAUGUCAAGUCGAACCUUCUAGAGAUCCAACACUUACCAUUGAGUUCUUGGUUAAUGGAAAAGUUUUACCAGCUGCUACCAAAUUUACUGUGAAAAAUGAUUUUGGAUUUAUUACCUUGGACAUAUCUUAUGUAAUCACGGAAGAUUCUGGUAUAUACACUUGCAGAGCAACAAAUAACAAAGGUCAAGCCGUCACCACAGGAUCGCUAAAAGUUCAUGGCAAAGAUGACAUCAUAUAUGCCACUCAACAUCCUAUGGGCCAAGAAGGAUUAUCAAAAGUUCGGGAAGUUGACCAAGCUUACAUGACAAAAUAUCAAGUACCGUAUGAAGAAGCAGAAAUUCAAUAUCCAAAACCAGUAUUUGUAGUGCCUCUUCAAGCCAAUUUCACAGUCAAUGAAGGAGAAGGAUUAAGAUUAGAAUGUAGAGUAGAACCUGCUGCUGAUCCAAAACUUGGCAUUGAGUGGUUCUUUAAUGGAAAACCACUUAGUUUGGGAUCACGUUUCAUGUUUACCAAUGACUUUGGGCAAGUGGUUAUGGACAUAUCGGAUCUUUGGCCUAGAGACUGUGGUGUAUACACUUGUCGGGCAUUUAACAAACAGGGAGAAGCUUUCACAACAACGACUAUUACAUGCAUCAGCAAAAGCACAAUUUAUGAAGGAACUCUUCAUCCAGAAGGUGAGAAAGGAUUGGAAAGUAUCCAGGUAUUAGAAGAAGCUUUAAUACGACAAGUAGAUGUAAUGGGUCCUGAAGAAGUCGGUCAACCACCAGUAUUUACUUCACGAUUUGAGAACUUAACAAAUCUAACAGAAGGAGACAUUGCACACUUUGAAGCUACAUUAACUCCUGCUGGUGACCAAACUAUGGUGGUAGAAUGGUUUUUCAAAGGAGAACCAUUAAAAGUAGGUCAUCGUAUCCGCACUGUUCAUGCCUUUGGCAUGGUAGUGUUGGAAAUCCUUGGCGUUUAUCCUGAAGAUACUGGUGAAUACACAUGUAGAGCCACUAACAAAUGGGGAUAUGCAGAAAUCACAGUAAAUCUAGAAUGUGUAGAUAUAUCCAGAGGACAGAAACCACGUUUCACAACUCAGUUACAGAGUUUGGUUGGACUGAAAGAAGGAGAGAGUGCUCAUUUUGAAUGCACAUUAAUUCCUGUUGGUGAUCCUCAUAUGAGAGUCGAAUGGUUCCACAAUGGACAACCACUCAGACACAGUUCUCGUAUUAAGACUCUAAGUGAUUUUGGAUAUGUUGUGAUGGAUAUAUCUUUCGUCCAUGUGGAAGACAGUGGAGAAUAUGUGUGUGUUGCCACUAACAAAUUUGGAUCUGAUACAACAAGAUGUAUCAUUGAAUGUUCUGGUCAUGGAAAGAUAUUUAGAGAAUCGUUACAGCCACAGAGUUUGGAAAAAAUUGCCAAGUUAGAAGGAUCAUACACCCAGUAUCGAAGCCAAAUUUCAGUAGAGGGCAUAAAUCAACCACCUAAAUUUGUUACACAAAUCCAGCCCUUGCCACACUUAGUUGAAGGUCAAAGUGCUCAUUUUGAAGCUCAGUUAACACCAAUAAACGAUCCUAACAUGAAAGUAGAAUGGUUCUUUAAUGGAAAACUUCUAAGCUCGGGCCAUCGAUUUAGAACAUUCCAUGAUUUUGGAAUUGUCAUUUUGGACCUUCUUUAUUGCUAUGCAGAAGAUAGUGGGGAAUAUAUGUGCAAAGCAACAAACAGACUGGGCACAGAUGUUACUAAAACAAGUUUAAUUUGUAAAUCAAAAAGUUCAAUCAUAUUAGACCCUCAAUUACCACCAGAAAUGGCAGGAGGAAAUGAAAGAAUCAUGCAGUUAGAGGAAUCAUUAUAUCGUUCUCGUAGAGAGUAUGUUGAUGAUCAGAGAAGAGAAGCACCGAGAUUCACAGUUCCUUUAGAAAAUCUGUCCAAUUUAAGAGAAGGUGAAAAUGCUCAUCUUGAAGCCAGACUUAUUCCAACAGAUGAUCCAGAACUGAAAGUGGAAUGGUUUAGAGAUGGAAAACCUUUACGAGCUGGUACUCGUAUUCGUCCCAUUCAUGAUUUUGGUUUUGUUGUCCUGGAGAUCAGUCCUGUAUAUCCAGAAGACAGCGGUUUAUAUUCUUGCAGAGCAACAAACAGAGUUGGUGAAGCCGUUACCACAUGUACUGUUAAAUGUGAAGGCAAAAGAAGCAUUAUUUUGGAAACCCAACUUCCUGAGGGAAUGGAAACUGGAAUUGAGAAAAUUGCCAAAUUUGAAGAAAUAUCAGACAAGAGAUUAGCGGAACAAUGGAUGGAUGUUGAUGUUUCUCAACCACCAAAAUUUCUCACGCCUAUAGAAGAUCAAACACUACCAGAAAAUGCUUUGGCUCACUUUGAAUGCAGACUCGUUCCUACUAACGAUCCAUCAAUGAGAGUGGAAUGGUUCCAUAAUGGCAAACCUCUCAUCACAGGUUCAAGAGUAAAAACUAUCAGCGAUUUUGGAUUUGUAAUUUUGGAAAUUGCUGGAGUUUACUCAAGAGAUUCAGGAACAUACACUUGUAAAGCAAUAAAUAAAAUUGGAGAAGCAACAGUAUCUGCUAAAUUAACAAUAAAAGUCAAACAAUCUGUAGUUAUGGAACCACAACUUCCCCAUGAAUGGCGAUCUGGAACUGAAAGUUUGCAGAAAUUAGAAGAAUCAAUGUAUCAGACAAAAGAGGUUAUAUACGAUGAAGGUGCAAAGAUGCCUCCACAUUUUAUUACUCAAAUACAAGACUUGGUUGAUAAGGUUGAAGGAGAUUCUGCAAGAUUUGAUUGUCGUUUGGAACCUGUUGGUGAUCCACAUAUGAAAGUUGAGUGGUUCUUAAAUGGCAAGCCUCUUACAACAGGCACUCGUGUACACACUGUUGAUGAUUUCGGUUUUGUUGUUCUUGAAAUUGAUUGGUUGUUCCCUCGUGAUUCUGGAGAAUACCUCUGUCGUGCCACUAACAAAUAUGGCUCUGAUACUACGAAAGCAGUUCUCAAAAUCAAAAGUAAGAGAGAUAUCAUUAUGGAUAGUCAACUUCCAGAAGGAAUGUCUGCAGAAAAACUCAGGGAUCUGGAAUAUCCACCAGCAUACGAAGCACCCAGUGAAGAAACACCUUUGCAACCUCCUCGUUUCAUAACACAGAUCCAACCACAAGAAAAUCUUCACGAAGGAGAUAGUGCACAUUUCGAGUGCAGAUUAGAACCGAUCAAUGAUCCAAAACUGAAGGUUGAAUGGUAUCAUAAUGGACAACCAUUGAGAUCAGGUCAUCGUUUCAAAACUACUCAUGAUUUUGGAUUUGUUGCUCUUGAUAUUCUUUAUGUAUAUGCUGAAGAUUCUGGUGAAUAUGUUGCAAGAGCUGUUAAUGAAUUAGGGGAGGAUACAACUAAAACAACAUUGAAAUGCAAAGGUAAACCACCAUUGAUUUAUGGAACACAACUGCCCAAAGAAAUGGAAAGUGGUGUGCAGAAAAUUGCAGAAAUGGAAGCAUCCUGGCAAAGAGUGGAAUAUCCAGAAGAUGUGCCACAAGAAAGAGCACCUCCAGUAUUUGUUAUGAAACCAGAGCCACAGAACGUUGUUGAAGGAGAGUGGGCCAAAUUCUGCUGCCGUGUAACCGGUUAUCCAAGACCACGUAUUAUGUGGGUUCUCAAUGGUAACACUGUCGUCACUGGAUCACGUUAUAAGUUAACAUAUGAUGGCAUAUACCACUUAGACAUACCAAAAGCUAGACAAUACGAUCAAGGUAAAGUAGAAGUCUAUGCCAGAAAUGCAGUCGGAGAGGCAUGCUGUUGGACAACAUUAGAAGUAAGACCACGACAUGAUGACUACCGACUCGUUUUGAAAAAUUCUCCGAGACCAUGGUAUGACAGUGAAAUUAGAUCUUACCAGCAUCAGCGUCAAGAAUGCGAACUGGAGGACGUAUUUGAAGAAAAGCUUACACCUGGUGGAACUCGUAUCGAUGUGUGGCACACACAGGAGAGCGAAGAAGGUGAUCAUAUCAAAGGAAAGAAAAGAUUAGAGGAGGAAGAACUUAAAAAACUUCAACCUGAAGUGAAACGUUAUAAAUCUGAAGCAAUCUAUUAUGAUGAAAAAACUGGUGAAAAACGAGUGGAACAACAAUCACAAGUACAGUAUAUGGCUAAGACAUAUGAAUCACAAAUUGACAGUAAAACAAUACAGUUUCCACAACCUCCUCCAACAUCUCCUGAAAGUACAGUUUAUGGUAAAGAAGUUCACGUUUCUAAACAAAAACAAACACAAAAGGAAGUUCAAGGUGAUUUAGAAAUAACCCGUCACACAACCGUAACAGAAACAGUGGAACAGGAACACAAAGGAAAAACAAAAGAAAGAAAAGUUGCUGGACCAGUUCCCGAAUCAAAACCACCAGUGUUCACCAAGAAAAUCCAACCAUGUAGAGUAUUUGAGGGUGAAUCUGGUAAAUUUGAAUGUAUAUUUACUGGAACACCGACUCCAAAUAUCACCUGGUUUAGAGAAAACUUCCCUAUCCAAAAUUCUAAAGAUUUCCAGAUUACUACAACUGAUAAGAAAUCUACUUUGGUCAUUCGUGAAGUAUACUUAGAAGACAGUGGUGUAUUCUCGGUGAAAGCAGAAAAUCGUGGUGGGUCAGCAAAGAGCUCUGCAAAUUUAGUUGUAGAAGAGAGAAAAGAACAAAAGAGAGGUGGAGUAGUACCACCAAGUUUCACUCGCACCAUUCAAAGCUGUUCAACAAAAUCUGGACAGCUGGUUCGCCUUGAUGCAAAAGUGAGCGGAUCAAAACCAUUUGAUGUCUAUUGGUUAAAGAAUGGAAAGAAAGUUGUUCCUGACAUUACACACAAAUUAUUAGAAGAAGACGAUCUUUAUACAAUGUUAAUAUUAGAAGCUGUCAAUGAAGAUGCAGGUUCAUACGAAUGUGUUGCUAUCAAUAAGGCUGGAGAAGCUCGUUGUCAAGCCAAUGUUAUUAUUGAAUCUCCAACUAAACCAAAAUCAGCUGCUUCUAAAGAUCAAGGAAAAGAAAGUAAAGUUCCUGAAGUUGUAGAUCCAUUGAAAGAUCUAACUGUAAAAGAGGGACAAUCUGCUGUGUUCCAGUGUAAAAUAUCAGGAACACCUGCACCCCAAGUCAAGUGGUACAGAGGAGACACUCUAGUCAAACAAUCUCGUUACUUCCGCAUGUCAACAGAAAAAGAUAUUUAUUCACUCCGUAUAUCAGAGGCCUUUCCCGAAGACGAAGGUGUAUAUAAGUGUGUAGCCUCAAAUUCUGCUGGCAUGAUUACAACAAGUGCAAAUUUAAAAGUUAUAGUGCCGGAAUCGACCGAAGUACCUCCCUCUCUAAAUCCACUGGCAGAUUUGAAAGUACCUGAAGGUACUCCAGCUAGGUUUGUAACAUCUGUAACAGGAACACCAACACCUAAAAUUACAUGGUACAGAGAAGGAGCAAUCAUAAAACCAACAAGAGAUUUCCAAAUGUUUCAAGAUGGUGGCUCUUGUUCAUUAGUCAUAAGGCAGACGUUUCCCGAAGAUGAAGGCAUUUACACAUGCCGUGCAACCAAUGCAAGUGGACAGGCUGAAACGUCGGCUCGUCUAACAGUUGAAAGAAAACCGACAGACGGUCAGAAAGUUCCUGCACGAGAGGGAACUCAAGAAAAGGUCCCAAAGCCUAAAGACGUGAAACCAAGUAAGCCGAGUGAAAAAAAGCCACCAACAGAAGCAGUGACACCACCGCGAUUUGUUAAAGAACUAAAGCCCAUAGUGUCCAAACCUGGUACAAAAGUUACUUUUGAAUGCCAAGCAGAAGGAAAUCCGGAACCAAAAUUAAUGUGGUAUUAUAAAAAUUCACCCAUUCAAUCGUCAAAAGAUUUCCGUAUUACUCACAAAAAAGACGGAGUGUCAACUUUGGAGAUCAAAAAAGCUUUACCCGGUGAUGCUGGAGUCUAUAAAUGCAAAGCAACUAAUCGAAUUGGUUCAGCAGUUACAGAAUCAACUCUGACAAUAAGAGAAACGGGUGAACCUCCCAAAUUCACAGUUCUACUAAAGCCAACUACUACAUGUGAAGGGAAGACGAUAACAUUAUCAUGUGUUGUAAAAGGAAAUCCAAAACCAGAAAUAACUUGGUAUCAUAACAAAGAAAAACUCCAGCCUUCCAGAGAUUUCCAAAUAACUCAUAAACCAGAAUCAGGUCUUGUGACUUUAACGAUACCAGAAGUAUUUCCAGAUGAUGAUGGUAUCUUUCAUUGUAAAGCUGUAAACUGUUUUGGAGAAGAUGAAACAUCAGCAAAACUCACUGUUACAGAAGAUAUUGUGAUAAUUGAAAAGACAGAUGUAUGUGAACGUCCUCGAUUUAUAAAGCCACUUCUUCCUAAAACUGCACCCGAAGGUGAACCAGUAGAAAUGUCAGUAGAAGCAACAGGUGUUCCUACACCUGCUUUAUCAUGGUUUCAUAACAAAACUCCAAUGAUAUCUUCACAUGACUUUCAAAUAACUACAGAUGAAGGAAAAUCAUCAUUAGUAAUUGCAGAAGUAUUUCCUGAUGAUGGAGGAAUGUAUGAAGUAGAUGCUGAAAACAUAGCUGGAACAGCAUCAACUAUUGCAACUUUAACAGUCAUUCCUGAACCAGAACAUGAAAAACCACAACCAGAACCACCAAUAUUUAUAAAACCUUUGGUUCCUCAAAUUGUUCCAGAAGGUGAACCAGCAAUUUUAGAUGUUGAAGUGAAAUCUGAACCAGAAGCCACAUUAACAUGGUUCUUUAACAAACGUCCUAUUAAACAUUCCGCCGAUUUUCGUAUUUCUACUGAAAACAAUCAUUCUUGUCUAGUUAUAACUGAAGUGUUUCAGGAUGAUGAUGGUGAAUAUACAUGUGUAGCAGAUAAUGAACAUGGUACAGCUUCAACAACAGCACCUUUAAAAGUUGAAGUUGAACCAGAAGAAGAUCUCCAACCACCAACAUUUACAGUUCCAUUGACCCCUGUAAAAGUAAUGGAUGGAGAAGAAGCUAAACUGUUCUGCUAUGUGACUGGUCAACCCAAACCUAAAAUUUCUUGGUAUCAUAAUGAGCAUGAAGUUAGAGAAAAUAAUGAUGUCUGGACGACUCAAAGAAAUGAUGGAUACUGUGAAUUAUUUAUAUCUGAAGUAUUUCCAGAAGAUAAGGGAGAAUAUAUUUGUAAUGCAGUUAAUAAAGCUGGUGAAGCAAUCACGAGAACAGAGCUUACAGUGGAAUCAUACGAAUACAUUCCCGAUUCGGAGAUUGCUUCUAUAAGUGUUGAUAAAACUUCACCAACAGCAAUUGAAACAGAUGGAACUUUUCCAAGUCUUUCAGAAGAAACAUCAGGAAGUCCUUUUGAAAUGCCAGAUUUAUCUGAAGAAGAAGUCUUUCCUGUACAAACCUCAACUACUACAGUUUCACUUGAGAAAAAACCAAGUGAUGUUGGUACAGCUCCCAAGUUUGUAAAACCUUUACAAAAAACAACAGUUUUACAAGGAAGACCUGUAAGAUUGGAAUGUAAAGUUACAGGAAUGCCUCGUCCAAAAAUCACUUGGUAUCGACAUGGUAAAGUUAUUAGACAUUCUCCUGAAAUGGAGAUAUGGUAUGAACCAACUGGUGUUUGUACUCUACAAAUUAUGGAAGUAAAUCCAGAUGAUACAGGAGAAUAUAUAUGUGAAGCACAUAACAGAAAUGGUGUUGAUGUAACGAUUGCAGAUUUGGUGGUUGAAGAAUAUACUCCAAAGAAACCUGAUUGGAUAGUUCAUGAAGAAACAAGGAAACGAGAAGCUGAGAAACCUCAACCACCUACAUUUAGAGCACCUCUUAGGGAUGUCUUUGCAAAAACUAUUGGAAGUUCAACAACGAUUGAAUGUAUAAUAAGUGGAAAUCCUAGACCACAAGUAACUUGGUAUUUUAAUGACCGGGAAAUAGAUGUGACAACAGGUCGUUAUCGAGUUACCUACUUAGAAGAUCGUAUUCUUCUGCAUAUUCUUCGAAUUGAUUAUGAUGUGGAAGGAAGAUAUACAUGCAAGGCGGUAAAUGAAAAUGGUGAACAAAUAUCAACUGCAUUCCUAUAUGUUGGAGAAUAUACUCCAAAGAAACCUGAUUGGAUAGUUCAUGAAGAAACAAGGAAACGAGAAGCUGAGAAACCUCAACCACCUACAUUUAGAGCACCUCUUAGGGAUGUCUUUGCAAAAACUAUUGGAAGUUCAACAACGAUUGAAUGUAUAAUAAGUGGAAAUCCUAGACCACAAGUAACUUGGUAUUUUAAUGACCGGGAAAUAGAUGUGACAACAGGUCGUUAUCGAGUUACCUACUUAGAAGAUCGUAUUCUUCUGCAUAUUCUUCGAAUUGAUUAUGAUGUGGAAGGAAGAUAUACAUGCAAGGCGGUAAAUGAAAAUGGUGAACAAAUAUCAACUGCAUUCCUAUAUGUUGGAGAGAAACCUCAACCACCUACAUUUAGAGCACCUCUUAGGGAUGUCUUUGCAAAAACUAUUGGAAGUUCAACAACGAUUGAAUGUAUAAUAAGUGGAAAUCCUAGACCACAAGUAACUUGGUAUUUUAAUGACCGGGAAAUAGAUGUGACAACAGAAUAUACUCCAAAGAAACCUGAUUGGAUAGUUCAUGAAGAAACAAGGAAACGAGAAGCUGAGAAACCUCAACCACCUACAUUUAGAGCACCUCUUAGGGAUGUCUUUGCAAAAACUAUUGGAAGUUCAACAACGAUUGAAUGUAUAAUAAGUGGAAAUCCUAGACCACAAGUAACUUGGUAUUUUAAUGACCGGGAAAUAGAUGUGACAACAGGUCGUUAUCGAGUUACCUACUUAGAAGAUCGUAUUCUUCUGCAUAUUCUUCGAAUUGAUUAUGAUGUGGAAGGAAGAUAUACAUGCAAGGCGGUAAAUGAAAAUGGUGAACAAAUAUCAACUGCAUUCCUAUAUGUUGGAGUUACUAGAGAAGAUUAUCUUUCUGGUAUAUGGACAAAAAUUAGACAGGAAGAAAUUGUACUAAGACCAGAAGAACCUAUUCAGGAAGAACCUGAAAAACCUCUCAUAAAUGGAAGUGAAAUCCAAUAUCCAGUACAGAAAAUAAUUAAACCUAAAGAAAAAACAAUAACACAGAAAACAGAAACAAGUACUUCAGAAUUAACAUUUGUUAAGCGAAAACCAAUUGUACAAAGACCUAAGCCUAAAGAAGAAGAACCUGAAAUAGUUUCAUUAAAACCUAUUCCUAGAAAAAUAAUUACAGUUGAAAGCAAAGAAAGGAAGCCGAUGACAGCAAAAAUUAUUGAUAAAGAACCAGAAAGAGAAACAGUGACAUUGAAACCAUUAAAACAGGAAGCGAGAGAAUUUAUCAUUGAAACUAUUGAAAAGAGAAGACGAGAUGUUUCCAUUGAGAGUAUUGAGAGAAAACCAGAACAAAAAGAUAUAGCAUUAAAGGAAAUAAUAAUUGGAGAGAAACCUCAGCCAGAAAGAGAAAUUACACUAGAAAGUAUAGAAAAACGAAAACAUGAAAUAACUAUUGAAAGUAUUGAGAAAAAGCCACAAACAGAAGAAAUGAUCAUUAAAACCAGAGAAAAGAAAAAACAAGAGCCAACUGAAACUGUUGAAAAGAAGAAAAAAAUUGUUCAAAAACCUAAAGAGAAAGAACCUGAAAGAGAACAAGUUAUAUUAAAACCCAUAAAAAGAAAAGAAGAGCCUAAGCCAAAAGAAGAAAAACCAGAAAAGAAACCAAGUAAAAAGAAACCUAAAGAAAAGAAACUGCAAAAAGAAGAAAUCCAAAAAUUACCCUUGGAAGAGAAAGUAGAACCAUUGCCAAUAUUCGAGAGAGAAGAAGAAACCGUAAGUAUUGAAAAAUCAACAAAAGAUAUUACUUUAAAAUCUAUAGAAAAGAAACCAAAGAAAGAAAAAGAAGUUGUAACACCAGUUUUGAAGAAACCUAAAGAUCAAGAAGUCACAAUAGAGAGUAUACAGAGAAAAACUCAAGAAGUAACAAUAGAGACAAUUGAAAGGAAACCAGAAGAGCCAAAGAAGGUAAUCUUAGAGAUUACUAAGAAAGAACCAGAAGAAAGAGAGAUUACUUUAGAAAGUAUUGAAAGAAGAGUACAAGAAGUUACAGUUGAGGCAAUUGAAAAGAAACCAGAAGAACCAAAGAAGGUAAUCCUAGAGAUUACUAAGAAAGAACCAGAGGAGAGGGAAAUUACUUUAGAAAGUAUUGAAAAACGACGACAUGAAAUUACAAUUGAAACUAUAGAGAAGAAACCUCAAAGAGAACAAAUUGUUAUUAAAACUAAAGAGAAAAAGCCAACAGAAAAAGAAGUUACUGAAAUAACAAGAGAAGAAGUGACAUUAAAACCUGUAAAAAGGAAACCUAUAGAGAAGAAACCUGUAAAAGAGGAAGUUGUAUUAAAGCCUAUACCAAGAAAAGCUGAAGAAGAAGAAAUCAUAACAGAAACUACAAGACAAGAAAUAACAUUAAAGAGUAUAGAAAAGAAGCCAAAGAAAGAAGAAGUUGUUUUAAAACCAGUAUUGAAGAAACCAAAAGAACAAGAGGUCACAAUUGAAAGUGUAGAGAGAAAGAAACAGGAGGUUACAAUUGAAACAAUAGAAAAGAAACCAGAGGAGCCAAAGAAAGUGAUAUUUGAACUUACUAAGAAAGAACCAGAAGAAAGAGAAAUCACAUUAGAGAGUAUAGAAAGGAGAAGGCAAGAAGUAACAAUUGAAACUAUAGAAAAGAAACCACAAAGAGAACAAAUUGUUAUUACAACCAAACCAAAAGAAGAAAUUACUACUGAAACAAUUGAAAAAGAGGAACAAGAAGUACAUCUUAAAAGUAUAAAAAAGAAACCAGAGAAGGAAGAAAUUACUAUAAAACCAACUGAAAGAAAAAGAGAAGAACAAGAAAUAACAAUAACUACAAUUGAGAAGAAACCAAAGAAGAAGGAGAUUGUAGAGAAAAAGAGAGAAAAACAAAUUAUUGAAAAAGUGAAAGAAGUUGAAGAAAUUGAUAUUGAACUUGAAACUAGAAAGAGACAACAAAUAGAAAUAGCUUCUACCAUAAAACCAUCAAUGCCAGAAUUGCAAACACUUCCAAAAAUGGUAGAAGAUAUCACAGAACAACUUAAAAUUAUUCCAAGUCAAACUCAAUCAGCAAUUCAGCACCUUACAACUACAGAACAUAUUUCUGUUACAGAAAUUACAGCUGAAUCUCAGGUUCAGCAAUUAGUUGUACCUGAUAUAGAGAAAAAGGUAAGUGCUCAAAUAAAAGUAUCCCCGCAACAGCCACUUACAAUAUCCGAAGUGAGAACAGAACAAAUUUCAGAAGAUUUUAAACAUAUUAAAACACAUGAUGUCCGAGCAGGUUUAACUAUAAGUACCGCUGAACAUAUAGCAGUAGCUGAAAUUGAAUCUCAGGAAGGAUUAGGGGAAUUUGCCAAAGAUCAAAUACCAGGAACAGUGAAAGCAAAGUCAUUAGUAAGUUCAGUACAACCAUUGACUAUUUCAGAAAUUACAACAGAACAGGAAGCUGGAGAUUUGAAGCCGAUACCUUUGCCUAAACCAAUGCAAGCAGAUAUUGCUAUAUCAGAAACAGAAUCAUUUCAAAUAUCAGAAAUUACUUCAGAAGAAAGACCUGGAAUAUUUGCCCCAGGAAAAUUACCUGGAGAAGUUAAAGCUGGAGUUAAAUUCACAACUAAGGAAUCAUUUGCAGUUUCUGAAAUAGCCACAGGAGAACAACCAGAAGAAUUCCUACCAGGAAGACUGCCAGGAGAAGUAAAAGCAAAAACAUUAAUCGAUACAAAACAAUCAGUAUCAAUUUCUGAAGUUACUACAGAACAAGAAACACAAGAAUUAGUUAUUAAACAGAAACCAAAGGAAGUAAGGGCAGUUCUAGGUGUUUCUGAAAUUGAAUCAUUUGAAGUAUCUGAAAUAACAUCUGAAGAAAGUCCAGGUACUUUUGCUCCUGGUAAAUUACCCGGUGAAGUAACAGCAGGAAUUAAAUUUACAACUAAGGAAUCAUUUUCUGUUUCGGAAAUUUCAGCUGGAGAGCAGCCUGAAGAAUUUUUACCAGGUACAUUACCUGGAGAGGUCAAAGCAAGAAGAGCAAUUGACACAAAGCAGUCCAUCUCAAUUUCUGAAGUAACAACUGAACAAGGCACAGAAGAAUUAAUAACCCUACAAAAACCAAAAGAAGUACAAGCAAAAAUAGGGGUGUCAGAAAUAGAAUCAUUUGAAAUAUCUGAAAUUACCUCUGAAGAAAGACCAGGUACAUUUGCUCCUGGUAAAUUACCUGGUGAAGUUACAGCAGGUGUGAAAUUCACCACCAAAGAAUCAUUCUUAGUUUCUGAAAUAUCUGCAGGUGAACACCCUGGAGAAUUUUUGCCAGGUACAUUACCUGGAGAAGUGAAAGCUAAAACCUUAAUUGAUACUAAGCAGUCCAUCUCAAUUUCUGAAGUAACAACAGAACAGGGUGCUGAAGAAUUAAUAAUUAAACAAAAGCCAAAGGAAGCUCAAGCAAUCGUAGGAGUGUCAGAAAUUGAAUCAUUUGAAAUAUCAGAAAUUACAUCUGAAGAACGACCAGGAACAUUUGCACCAGGCAGAUUACCUGGUGAAGUAACAGCAGGAAUUAAAUUUACAACUAAAGAAUCAUUUUCUGUUUCGGAAAUUUCAGCUGGAGAGCAGCCUGAAGAAUUUUUACCAGGUACAUUGCCAGGAGAGGUAAAAGCAAGAAGGGCAAUUGACACAAAGCAGUCCAUCUCAAUUUCUGAAGUAACAACAGAACAAGGUGCAGAAGAAUUAAUUAUUAAACAGAAACCAAAAGAAGCACAGGCAAAAAUAGGAGUAUCAGAAAUUGAAUCAUUUGAGAUAUCUGAAAUUACUUCAGAAGAAAGACCAGGCACUUUUGCACCAGGCAAAUUACCUGGAGAAGUUACGGCCGGAGUUAAAUUCACAACUAAGGAAUCAUUCUCUGUCUCUGAAAUAUCUGCAGGUGAACAUCCAGGAGAAUUCUUACCAGGUACCUUGCCAGGAGAGGUAAAAGCAAGAAGGGCAAUUGACACAAAGCAGUCAUUAUCAAUUUCUGAAGUCACAACUGAACAAGGUGCAGAAGAAUUAAUUAUUAAACAGAAACCAAAAGAAGCACAGGCAAAAAUAGGAGUAUCAGAAAUUGAAUCAUUUGAGAUAUCUGAAAUUACUUCAGAAGAAAGACCAGGCACUUUUGCACCAGGCAAAUUACCUGGAGAAGUUACGGCCGGAGUUAAAUUCACAACUAAGGAAUCAUUCUCUGUCUCUGAAAUAUCUGCAGGUGAACAUCCAGGAGAAUUCUUACCAGGAACAUUACCUGGUGAAGUUAAAGCUAAAACUUUAAUUGAUACUAAGCAAUCAAUUUCUAUUUCUGAAGUAACAACAGAACAGGGUGCUGAAGAACUAAUAAUUAAGCAAAAACCAAAAGAAGCUCAAGCAAUCAUAGGUGUUUCUGAAAUUGAAUCAUUUGAAGUAUCUGAAAUAACAUCUGAGGAAAGACCAGGUACUUUUGCUCCUGGUAAAUUACCUGGUGAAGUUACUGCAGGUAUAAAAUUUACAACUAAAGAAUCAUUCUCAGUCUCUGAAAUAUCUGCAGGAGAACAUCCAGGAGAAUUCUUGCCUGGAACUUUGCCAGGAGAAGUGAAGGCUAAAAGGGCUAUUGAUACUAAGCAAUCAAUAUCUAUUUCAGAAGUAACAACAGAACAAGGUGCAGAAGAAUUAAUAUUAAAACCAAAACCAAGAGAAGUCCAAGCAGUUAUUGGGCUUUCUGAAAUUGAAUCAUUUGAAAUAUCUGAAGUAACAUCUGAAGAGAGACCAGGAACUUUUGCUCCUGGUAAAUUACCUGGUGAAGUUACUGCAGGUAUAAAAUUUACAACUAAAGAAUCCUUCUCAGUGUCUGAAAUAUCUGCAGGUGAACAUCCAGGAGAAUUCUUGCCAGGAACAUUACCUGGAGAAGUGAAAGCUAAAACCUUAAUUGAUACUAAGCAGUCUAUCUCUAUUUCUGAAGUAACAACAGAACAAGGAGCAGAAGAAUUAAUAAUUAAGCAAAAACCAAAAGAAGCUCAAGCAAUCAUAGGUGUUUCUGAAAUUGAAUCAUUUGAAGUGUCUGAAAUAACAUCUGAAGAGAGACCAGGAACAUUUGCACCAGGCAGAUUACCUGGAGAAGUUACAGCUGGAGUUAAAUUUACGACAAAAGAAUCAUUCUCAGUCUCUGAAAUAUCUGCAGGUGAACAUCCUGGAGAAUUCUUACCAGGUACCUUGCCAGGAGAGGUAAAAGCAAGAAGGGCAAUUGACACAAAGCAGUCAUUAUCAAUAUCUGAAGUCACAACUGAACAAGGUGCAGAAGAAUUAAUAUUAAAACCAAAACCAAAAGAAGUCCAAGCAGUUAUUGGGCUUUCUGAAAUUGAAUCAUUUGAAGUAUCUGAAAUAACAUCUGAGGAAAGACCAGGUACUUUUGCUCCUGGUAAAUUACCUGGUGAAGUUACUGCAGGUAUAAAAUUUACAACUAAAGAAUCCUUCUCAGUGUCUGAAAUUUCAGCAGGAGAACAUCCUGGAGAAUUCAUGCCUGGAACAUUACCUGGAGAAGUGAAAGCUAAAACCUUAAUUGAUACUAAGCAGUCUAUCUCAAUUUCUGAAGUAACAACAGAACAGGGUGCUGAAGAAUUAAUAAUUAAGCAAAAACCAAAAGAAGCUCAAGCAAUCAUAGGCAUUUCUGAAAUUGAGUCAUUUGAGGUAUCUGAAAUUACCUCUGAGGAAAGACCAGGUACUUUUGCUCCUGGUAAAUUACCUGGUGAAGUUACUGCAGGUAUAAAAUUUACAACUAAGGAAUCCUUCUCAGUUUCUGAAAUUUCAGCAGGAGAGCAUCCAGGAGAAUUCUUGCCUGGAACUUUGCCAGGAGAAGUGAAAGCUAAAAGAACAAUUGAUACUAAACAAUCAAUAUCUAUUUCUGAAGUAACAACAGAACAGGGUGCAGAAGAAUUAAUAUUGAAACCAAAACCAAAAGAAGUCCAAGCAGUUAUUGGACUUUCUGAAAUUGAAUCAUUUGAAAUAUCUGAAAUAACAUCAGAAGAAAGACCAGGAACAUUUGCACCUGGAAAAUUACCAGGAGAAGUUACAGCAGGAGUAAAAUUCACUACUAUGGAAUCAUUUUCUGUUUCUGAAAUAUCUGCUGGAGAACAUCCAGGAGAAUUUCUACCAGGAACAUUACCAGGAGAAGUAAAAGCCAAGACAUUAAUUGAUACCAAACAGUCAAUAUCAAUUUCUGAAGUUACUGCAGAACAAGGAGCAGAAGAAUUGAUAAUUAAACAAAAACCAAAAGAAGUCCAGGCAUUUAUUGGACUUUCUGAAAUUGAAUCAUAUGAAGUCUCUGAAGUAACUUCUGAAGAAAGACCAGGAACAUUUGCACCUGGAAAAUUACCAGGAGAAGUUACAGCAGGAGUAAAAUUCACUACUAUGGAAUCAUUUUCAGUUUCUGAAAUAUCUGCAGGAGAGCAUCCAGGUGAAUUUUUACCAGGUACAUUACCUGGAGAAGUCAAAGCAAAACAAUCAAUUGAUACUAGGCAAUCGAUAUCAAUAUCUGAAGUUACUCCACAACAAGGUGCAGAAGAUUUAGUAAUAAAACCAAAACCAAAAGAAGUCCAAGCAAUUAUUGGUCUUUCUGAAAUUGAAUCAUAUGAAGUCUCUGAAGUAACUUCUGAAGAAAGACCUGGCACCUUUGCUCCUGGUAAGUUACCUGGAGAGGUUACAGCAGGAGUGAAAUUCACUACUAUGGAAUCAUUUUCAGUUUCUGAAAUAUCUGCAGGAGAACAUCCAGGUGAAUUUUUACCAGGUACAUUGCCAGGUGAAGUUAAAGCUAAAACAUUAAUUGAUACUAAACAAUCAGUAUCAGUAUCUGAAGUAACAACAGAACAAGGAGCAGAAGAAUUAAUAAUUAAGCAGAAACCCAAAGCAGCACAAGCAACUAUUGGCCUUUCUGAAAUAGAAUCAUUUGAAGUAUCAGAAAUAACAUCUGAAGAAAGACCAGGUAUCUUUACCCCAGGAAAGUUACCUGGAGAAGUUACAGUAGGAAUUCAAUGGAUGGCAAAAGAAUCACUUUCUGUUUGUGAAGUUUCAGCAGCACAUGCACCAGGUGAAUUUAUUCCUUCUAAAAAACCAGAUGCAGUUACAGCUUUAUUAAAUAUAACUCCCAAACAAUCAUUUACUGUAUCAGAAAUAACUCCAUCUCAAACUUCUAAAGAAUUUAAAACAAAGGAGGCACCUCUUAGUCAUCAAGCUAAAGAAAUAUGGACUCCUAAAAAAUCUAUAUCAAUAUCAGAGGUUAUUUCUGAAGUAGUAGCAGAAGAGUUAAAACUUAUGGAAAAACCUGAACCAAAGAAAUUAACAUAUGAAAUUGCUAGUCAAGAAACUAUUGGUGUCUCUGAAGUAACUCUUCAAGAUCAAUUUGAUACACUUAAACCUAAAGAUAAACCAGCUGAGGAAAAAGCUGAUGUAAACAUAUCUUCACAUCAAUCUGUAGCAGUAUCAGAAAUUUUAAGUGAGUUGCAACCAACAGACUUUAUACCAGAACGUGCUGUUGAAAUAAAAGCAAAAUCAAAAAUUAUGUCAAGAGAAUCUGUAGCAGUUUCAGAAGUAAUGUCAGAAAUGAAAGCUGAAGAAUUUACAAGUGCACAAUUACCUGGAUCUGUUACUGCUAGAGUUGGCUAUUCCACAAAAGAAUCAUAUAUAGUUGAAGAAGUAUUGUUAGAAGAAAAAUCCAAAGAUUUAAUAUCUGAUAAAAAACCAACGGAAAAGCAAGCAUCACUAGCUAUAACACCCAGGGAACAUGUUAAUGUAUCCAUUACAACAUUAGCAGACAUUCCAGAUGAACUUGUAUCUGACAAGAAACCAGCUCAAGAACAGGCUAAUGUUUCCAUUACAGCAAUUGAAUCAAUUACAGUUUCAGAAAUAUCAUCUGAAAUGAAACCUUCUGAAUUUUUAUCUCCAUUAGCUCCAAAAGAAACUACUGCUCAAAUUUCAUUUGCUUCUCAUGAACCAUUAAUAAUUUCAGAAACAACUGAAAUCAGCAAAUCAAAAGAAUUCAUACCUGGCAAACUUCCAUUUGAAACAAAUGCAAAAGUAAAUUUCAUUCCAAGGGAGCAUAUGGCUAUUUCUGAUGUCGUAACAGAAGCAAUGACUGGUGAAUUAUUACAAGCCAAGCCAGAUACACUACAGCAGGCUGUGAUAAAUCUGGUUUCUCAACAAUCAGUAAGUAUUGAGCAAACAUUAACUGAAGAGAAAGCAAAAGAAUUUCUCCCUCAUGAAUUACCUGGGACUCAAACUGCCGAGAUGACAAUAUCUUCUAAUAUAGCGACCGAAAUUUCGGAAAUUACAGCUUCAGAUCAAAUAAAAGACUUGAAAACUGAAGAUAUUGCUGGUUCUAAAACUGCUACUUUAGGAAUAUCAGAAAUACUCUCUGUGCAGUUAUGUUUUCUUUUUUCCUACAAAAAAAAGCAGGCUGUGAUAAAUCUGGUUUCUCAACAAUCAGUAAGUAUUGAGCAAACAUUAACUGAAGAGAAAGCAAAAGAAUUUCUCCCUCAUGAAUUACCUGGGACUCAAACUGCCGAGAUGACAAUAUCUUCUAAUAUAGCGACCGAAAUUUCGGAAAUUACAGCUUCAGAUCAAAUAAAAGACUUGAAAACUGAAGAUAUUGCUGGUUCUAAAACUGCUACUUUAGGAAUAUCAGAAAUACUCUCUGUGCAGGUGUCUCAAGUAACACCUGAGCAUGGACUGGGUGAGCUAAAAGAAAUUAAACCCUUGGAACUCAAAGCAAAAGAAACGUCGAUUAGUGAGUUACCUAGGGCUCAGGCAAGCGAAGUCACUGAACUUAUUGUGGAACAGCCAGUGAGCGAAGUUAAAGGUGUUACCAAAGAAGUAGAAACUACUGAAUUGGUGAAAGAAGAAACAACUUUUCAUCUCAAAGAAGGUUGGCAUGACUUACAGCAUGAAUGGAUUUCUACUUCAAAGCAAUAUAAUCAGAUGAGAUUCCUUUCAUUGCUGCAAAUUAAAACUAUUAGUUUAACAUUAUCAAAACUUAUAAAAAUUUAUAUAUUAUAUAAUUUAUAUAUUAAAGNGAAGAAGCCUGAAGUUACUGAAGUGACAGAAAUAAUUAAAAGACCAGAAGAAGAAAUUGUGGAAGAAGAAAUCACUGAAAUUGAAAUCACUAGAAAGAAAAGGCCAGAAGAGAAGGUAGAAAUAGAAUUCAUCACAGAGAAACCUGAAAAGAUUGAAAAAGAAACAGCUGAAAUUGAAAUUACCAGAAAGAAGAAACCGAAAAAGAAACCAGAAGAAGUUGUAGAAGAAGAAAUCACUGAAAUUGAAAUCACUAGAAAGAAAAAGCCAGAAGAGAAGGUGGAGAUAGAAUUCAUCCCAGAGAAACCUGAAAAGAUUGAAAAAGAAACUGCUGAAAUUGAAAUUACCAAAAAGAAGAAACCAAAGAAGAAGCCUGAAGUUACUGAAGUGACAGAAAUAAUUAAGAAACCAGAAGAAGAGAUUGUAGAAGAAGAAAUUACAGAAAUUGAAAUCACUAGAAAGAAAAAGCCAGAAGAGAAAGUGGAGAUAGAAUUCAUCACAGAGAAACCUGAAAAGAUUGAAAAAGAAACUGCUGAAAUUGAAAUUACCAGAAAAAAGAAACCAAAGAAGCCUGAAGUUACUGAAGUGACAGAAAUAAUUAAGAAACCAGAAGAGGAGGUUAUUGAAGAAGAAAUCACAGAAAUUGAAAUCACUAAAAAGAAAAAGCCAGAAAAAAAGGUGGAGAUAGAAUUCAUCCCAGAGAAACCUGAAAAGGUUGAAAAAGAAACUGCUGAAAUUGAACUUAAGCCUAAAAAGAAAAAACCAAAGAAAAAACCUGAAGUUACUGAAGUGACAGAAAUAAUUAAAAAACCAGAAGAAGAGAUUGUAGAAGAAGAAAUUACAGAAAUUGAAAUCACUAGAAAGAAAAAGCCAGAAGAAAAGUUGGAGAUAGAAUUCAUCCCAGAGAAACCUGAAAAGAUUGAGAAAGAAACAGCUGAAAUUGAAGUUAAGCCUAAAAAGAAAAAGCCAAAGAAAAAACCUGAAGUUACUGAAGUGACAGAAAUAAUUAAAAAACCAGAAGAAGAAAUUGUGGAAGAAGAAAUCACUGAAAUUGAAAUCACUAGAAAGAAAAGGCCAGAAGAGAAGAUAGAAAUAGAAUUCAUCCCAGAGAAACCUGAAAAGAUUGAAAAAGAAACAGCUGAAAUUGAAAUUACCAGAAAGAAGAAACCAAAGAAGAAGCCUGAAGUUACUGAAGUGACAGAAAUAAUUAAAAGACCNGCUUUUAUUACCUUUUUUUUAUACACUAGAAUUAUAGAAGAUGAGUUUGAAGUCACGGAAGAGACAGAAAAAGUAUCUCGAGCUAAAAUGUCACUACACAGAAAGCCAAUAAAGAAGACCAAAAUUAAAAAAGAAACCAUUUCUCAGGUUGAAAUUCAACCCACAACAAUUGAAAAGGAAAUAACUAUAACUAGUACUACUAAAAAACAACCAGAGGGUUACUUUGUUGAAAAAGAAGAACAGCCCGAGACCAAACGUAUCAUAACAACAGAAUCAAUUGAAAAACCUGAAGAUAUAGAAAUUAUAUUAGGAAAACGAAAGAUUGAUGUACAGACAAAAGUCAGGCGAGAUAAAGUAAUCACAAUUGAAGAAAUUGGAUUUACACAAAAAGAAACUACUAAUAUUGAGAGUAAACCAAAAAAGCCAGAUUAUAUAGAAAUAACAGAAAUGGAAGUACCUAAAGAUGAAAAGCCAGCAAUUUCAGAAUAUGUGGUAGAAUUUCCAGAAGAUGAAAUUAAAACUGAAGAAAAAGAAGAAAUUGUGGAAAUAAUAGAAAAGCCUGAAAUUACAAUAGAUGUAACAAGUAAGGAAAGACCAAAACAAAAAACAGAAAUUGAAUUAAUUCCAAUAAAACCAGAAAAGAUUGAAAAAGAAACUGCUGAAAUUGAACUUAAGCCCAAAAAGAAAAAGCCAAAGAAAAAACCUGAAGUUACUGAAGUGACAGAAAUAAUUAAAAAACCAGAAGAAGAGAUUGUGGAAGAAGAAAUCACUGAAAUUGAAAUCACUAGAAAGAAAAAGCCAGAAGAAAAGGUGGAGAUAGAAUUCAUCACAGAGAAACCUGAAAAGGUUGAAAAAGAAACAACUGAAAUUGAACUUAAACCAAAAAAGAAAAAACCAAAGAAGAAACCUGAAGAGGAAGAAGUAGUUAUUGAAGAAAUCACAACAAUCACAGAAAAGAAAAUAUCUGAAAAAGAAGAAAUCAUAACAACACCAGAAAAGAAAAUUAGAAAGAAAAAAGAAGUUACUAAAGAAGAAAUUUUAUUAACUGAUAUUCCUAAAACAGAAAUUGAAUCAUUAUUACCAAUAAGUGAAAUUGUUGAAGAACUUGUCCCAGAAACAUUUCCAGAAAAAGUGCAAGCAAUUCUUUCUAUUGUACCACAGCAGCCUCUUUCCAUUUCUUUCAUAAAGCCACAACAACAUGAAACUGAAUCAAUGCCAUUUGUACCUUUAUCCAAACAAGCUAAACCCUCUUUUCAUCCAGAAAAUGCUGUAAUUAUAUCAGAGGUCAUUCCGCAAUCGAAAGAAACAGAAUUAAUAUCAAAAGAAAAGGUUUAUGAGGGUAAAGCAAGAGUUAUGGUUUCUGAACAUGAAUCCUUCUUGGUAUCUGAAGUGGAAAGCUCAUUUAAGGAAGAAGAACUUAAAACAUUGAAAUAUGAUAAACAUCAGGCUAGUUUAGUGAUGAUUCCCAAAUUACCUCUUGUUAUUGAAGAAACAGAAAUAUCAUCAUCUCCUUCAGAAAUAAAGCAUAAACUUCCAGCAUCUCAGCAGCUGCAAUAUUAUAUAUAUCCACAUCAAUCUGUUAUAAUAGAAGAAAUUAAUACAGAAGGAAAAGAAGAUACUCUAAUCUCUAAAGUUUUGCCUGAUAAAAAACAGAUUGAACCAACUGUAGCAUCACAUGAAACAUUGAUGGUAACAGAAGUUCAUGCAGAAACUCAACCUUCUGAAUUACUUAUUAAGAAACCUACUUCUGAAAUAGCUCAACCUCAUAUGAUACCACAUGAAGCAAUGACUGUUUAUGAAAUAAAUAGUAAAAUAAAGGAAGAUAUUUUAAAACCAAUGGAAUAUGAAACAAAAGGUGCCAUCACAUCUUUUCAUACAACUGAAAGUGUGCUUAUUUCAGAAGUAUAUACAGAAGACAAAGAAGAUGUACUAAAAGCAGAAUUUAUCCCAGAAGAAAAAUCUGCUGAAAGAGUUAUUGGGGAUCUUAAAUCUGUUAUAGUAAAUGAAAUAAAUACUUUAGGCAUAACAGAAGAAUUAGAAACUGCAAUACCCAAGGAACAUAUUCCUACUAUAAAUGUUGCAACAGCACAAUCAAUUUCUAUUACAGAAAUCAAUACAGAAAUGCAAGAAACUGAAAUGAAACCAUUUAUUCGUCCACAAGGAAGAAAUCUCAAACUUGAAGUAACUCCAAUAGAAGCAAUGGAAAUCAUAGAGGUAGAAACACAUGAUAAAGAAGGUGCAGUUAAAGAUAUUUUGCCUGAAAAAUCAGAAAGUACACUGAGUUUUAUUGAAAAAGAAGCUGUUAAAAUAAUACAAGUUGAAACAGGCCAAAAAGAAGAUGAAUUACUUCCUGAUAUGAUUCCAGACAAAAAGAAUGCUUUAUCAUCUAUUUUGGCUACAGAAGCAUUAACUAUUGAAGAACUAAAUGUGUCUCAACAAGAAAAUAUAUUAGAAGUUGAUGAAUUACCAAAAGGAGUAAAAGCUGCUCCUAUUCAUCCAUCAAAAUUAGCGAUAACCAUUUGUGAAAUAGAAACUGCAAUAUUUGAGGAUGAAUUGAAAGAAGAGAAAACUAUUUCUAGUCAAGCAAAAUCAUCAAUUAUUCCUGAACAAGCAAUUAUUAUAGAAGAAAUAGAAGCUAGUUCAAAAGAAGGAAUCAUGCCUGAAGAAAAAGUUCCCUUUUCUGCUAAAGCUGAAUCUGAAUUUAUUUCUACACAAGCUGUUGGUGUAGAGAUACUUGAAACUGCAAUUAGAGAAUCAGAAUUAAAAAUUAUUAAACCUGUAAGAGAAGAUGCUGAAAUUUCUUUUCAAACUUCAGAUUCUGUCAUUAUUAGUGAAACUACUGUUCAAGGUACUGAAGCAGAGUUAGAAUCUUCAAUUCCUAAGCCUAUUAUUGCUCAAAUGCAAUUUUAUCCUAAAGAAGCUCUGACUAUUGAGGAAACUGAAAGUAAUUUCAAAGAAGGAUCUAUGAAAGAAAUGAAAACAAUAUUAAGUAAGGCAGUGCCUACUCUUCCAGAAAGUAAAGCAAUUGUUAUUUCUGAAACUGAAAUUAUUGAUAAAGAAGAAGAAUUUAAAAGCAAGACACUUCCUGAAACAAGGAAAGCUCAACCUGACGUAUGUACUGAAGAAGCUAUAACCAUAUCUGAGACAGAAGUUAAAUGGAAAGAAGAGACUUUAGUUUGUGAUAUACCUAAAACAAAGAUGGCAGAUGUCAGUCUCAUAGCCAAACAAGCAAUAGAAGUAACUGAAGCUGAAACACAUUUGAAAGAAGGAAAAUUACAUUUGAAAGAGCUACCAAUAGAGAAUAAAGCUACUCAUGUAUUUUCAGAACAAACAGCAUUAGAAAUAACAUCUAGUGAAUCUGGCAUUAAAGAAGGAGAAUAUGUCCCUGAAAUUCAACCUGAAAGCAAAGUAGCACAAUAUCAAACUGUUUUGCAGCCUGUUCAAGCAUUGAAUGUCACAGAGACCCAAACAGCAACUCUGGAAGAAAUUCAUAAAACUGAAAUUCCUGAAGAGAAACAAGCAGCUCUUACUUUCACUGAAUUUAAAGCAAUGACUAUAGAAGAAAUAGAAACAGUUGACAGUGAAGAAUUAUUUAAAAAAGCUAAAUCUCCAGAAAAGAAACAUGGAUUAAUAACACUGUCAACAGAAGAAGCUCUAUUGAUUACUGAAACAGAAAGCCAAUCAACUGAGGAAGAAUUGAAUGUAGUUGUGCCACAAAGUCAAACUGCUCAACCAACAUUAUUACCUAUCAUUGCUCUUUCUGUUACACAAACUGAAACAGCUUUGAUAGAGAAAAGAUUAAGUCCAGAAAAAGCAACAGAACAAAAAGUGAAAAUUUCAUUACCAACUUAUGAAGCAUUAGAGAUAAGUCAAACAGAAGUAGGAGAUAUUGAGAAGAAUUUAGAAGAGGAUAUUAAGCCUGAACAACAGAAAGCCAAAACAUUAAUAGGAACAGAGAAGGCUGUAGAAAUUCAAGAAACUGAAUUAAUGGAUUCAAGUGAAUUAUUAAAACAUAAAGAAAAGCCUGACUCACAUUUUGCAAAGUCAGAUAUUUCACCAGAAAAAUCAAUUAUAGUUACACAAACUGUUGUGACUGAUGUCAGCAAGGAGGGAAUUGAUCAGUUAUCAUAUACAACAGAUAAAGCAGACAUAGAAUUUCAAGAAUACAAACCUAUUUCAGUAUGUGAAGUUAAACCAGGCGAUAUAGAAGAAAAGUUGGCACCUUUUAUUCUUCCAGGAACCAAGAAAGCUACAGAAUUAAUAUGUAAAACUGAAGCAGUAGAAAUUAGCGAAACUCAAACUGAAGAAAGUGAAGAAAGCUUAAAACUACAUAAAUUACCUAAAACAGUUAAACCUAAUGUUGAAUUAACUGAAUCUGAAGCUUAUCUUACUACAGAAACACAAGCAGAAAGUCAUACAUCUGAAUUUGAACAAUUUAUUCCUAAAACUGAUCAAACCACCAUUAGUUUCAUUACCAAUCAACCUUUAACAAUAGCUGAAACAGAAACUAUUUCUACAGAAAUGCCAUUUGAAUCACAAGAACUCAAACAACCUACUUAUGCACAAGAAGGAUUAACCAUUGAACAAUCCAUAAUUGUUUCUGAUGUUCAAGCAGAAAUUCAAGCAGAAAAAUUUACACCCGAAAAAGUAAAAGAGCAUUUGGCAAAACCAUUAUUAUCAUUAGGUGAACAUCUUACUGUUGAUGAAGUAAUUCUUGAAGAAGGAUUUAAAGAUAUUGAAAAGCCAACAACUAAAUCAGCAAAUAUACAUUUAAUACCACAAAUAUCAUAUGAUACUCAAGAAAUAUUUAGUGCUUUGAAAGAAGAAGAACUUUUACCUGAAAUAAUGCCUACAGGUAAAAAAGCUCAUCCUGCAGUUACACUUAAAGAAUCAUUCCAGAUUAGUGAAAUCUGUGCUAUAGAUAGAGAAAGUGAAUUUCAACCUGAGAAAUCUCAAGAUGAAAAAACAGCAAAACCAAUUCUCACUUCAAAAGAAGCUAUUACUGUGUCCCAGAUAGUUGCUGAACAACAGACAUCUGCAAUUAAAGACGAAAAAAUCAACAAAGCUCAUGCAGAUUUGAAUUUGUCAUCAUGUCAACCAUUGAUAAUUUCUCAAACAGACACUUUAAGUCAUGAAGAAGAAUUAAUUACUGAACAUGCACCCAAACGAUUUGUAACACCAAUUUUAUCACCUGAGCAAUCAAUAAUAAUAAAAGAAAUUCAACCAGCUAUAAAAGAAGAUAUUUUAGUAACAGAAAAACUGCCUACGACAAAAACAGCUAUUUGUUCAAUAUCUGAAUCAGAAUCUAUGAUUACAGAACAAAUAGUUGCAGGUAAUACUUAUGACAGCUUAAGACCUGAAGAAAUUAAAUCAGAACAGGCUGAUAUUACUUUGGUAACACAAGAAUCCACAAUAGUUUCUGAGGUUGAAACAAGUCAAAAAGAGGAUAGUUAUAUUCCAACAGAUAUUCCUUCAGGUCAUAAAGCAGUCAUAAGUGUUCCUUUUAAUGAGACUGCAAUAGUUUCAAAUAUUGAAACAGGUGAAGUAGAAGAUAUUUUACAUAUCAUUGAACAUCCUAAAGGUAAGCAUAUUUCACCAUUAAUUCUUUCAGACAAAGCUGUUAUUGUUGAAGAGACCACUGCUGCCAGCAAAGAAGAACAACUGAUGCCUGACAGACCUAUUCCACAUCAUAAAGCUGGCAUUCAUUUACUAACUCAAGAAGCUACUUUUGUUUCAGAAAUUACAGCUGAUAUAAAGGAAGAUGUAUGGAUUCCAGAAAAAUUUAUUACUCACAGAGCUAAAACUACUUUAUCUAGCAAAGAAGGUUUAUCUAUUCAGGAAAUAACAACAGGUGAAACUGAAGAUGAAUUAAUGGAAAUUGAUAAACCAAAAUCACAUAAAGCUAAGGCUAGUAUAUCUCCAGAAGAAGCACUUAUAGUAGGCUCAGUUGAAAGUGAAAUGGCACCUGCAUCAGUUGAAAUCAAAGACAUUCUUAAACAAAAGGCUGAUAUUAUAUUAGAAGUUAAUCAAUCAGUAUCUAUUUCAGAAACUGCUGCAGAAAUGAAGGAGCAAGAAUUAUUCCCAGAAGAGAAGCCAUCCAAGAAAGCCAAGGUUCUCCUCUCCGAACUUCAGUCUUUGGUUAUACAGGAUGUGACUAUUGGAGGAAUAUCAGAUGAAUUAAAGGAAGACACCUUUCCAAUUCUACAUACAGCUGAAAAGCAAAUGGUACUUCAAGAAUCAAUUAUAAUAGGUGAAACAGAAUCUGCAAUUAAAGAAAGUGAAUUCAUUCAUGAAUUGCCAACAACUCAAGAAGCUCGACCAAUAAUCCCAACUGUUCAAGCCUUACAAGUAUCUGAAGUAUCAUUAGGUGCAAGUGAAGAAGAAUUUAUAACUGAAAAGAGACCAAAUGUACAUCAUGCAGAUAUUACAAUUUCUGGAAAUGAACCCUUAAUAAUUUCUGAAAUUAGUACUGAAGAUAAGCCUGAAGAUCUUUCUGUAAAAGGUCCAGAAACUAAUAAAGCCAAAAUAUCUUUGUCUUCACAAGAAACUGUUCAAGUUACAGAGUUAUACACAACUGAAACAGAAGGAAUUCUUAAAGCUGAUAUUACUCCAGAACAAAAAUCAGCAACUACAAUUUUGCCAAUAGAAAAAUCAUUACAAAUUUCAGAAAUAACAGCUGCUAUUGGAUCAGGAGAUCUUGAAAUUACUCCUUUAGCAACUACAAAGGCAAGAAUUUCUUUCCCUGAACAAGAAAGUCUCCAAGUUUCUGAAAUAAAUGUUGGUAGUACAGAAAGUGAUCUUAUACCUGAAAAAUUACCAAAACAACAGAAAGUAUUGCCUGAAAUAUCACCUCAAGAAGCUCUUUGCAUCUCAGUUACUUCAUUAGCUGAUAAAGAAUCCACUUUCAAGACACCUGAAAUGCCUGCUGAAUUAACUGCUAAUAUUUCUAUAACUUCUAAAGGCCAUGUUGUGAUAUCAGAGACACAAAGCCAUAUAAAAGAAGGAGAAUUCAUUCCAGGAAAGCUUCCUCGACAAUUACAGGCUGAUAUGACAGUACCUUUAGAAGAACAUUUAGUAGUAUCUGAAGUUGAGAGUAAAGUUAGAGAAGAAUUAUUAAUAUUAAAGAAACCAACUGAAGCUAAAGCAGGAGUAGAAAUUCCAUGUAUAGAACAUUUAACAACAUCAAUAACAGAAACUAGUUUAAAGGAGGAAGAAUUCUUACCAGAUAAAUUACCAACAGAAGUUAAAAUUGAUUUUACAGUUCCUGUAGCAGAACAUAUUUUAGUAUCUGAGAUAGCAUUAGCAACCAAAGAAGGAAAAUUUGUUCCUAAAAAGAUUCCAUCAGGUACUACAGCUGACUUCACAAUUCCAACUGAAAAGCAUUUAACAAUAACUGAAGUAAAACCAAAUCUAAAAGAACAAGAGUUUGUACCAACAGAGAAACCACAAGAAUUUACAGCUGAAUUAACAGUUCCAACUGAACAGCAUGUUAUUGUAUCAGAAAUUGAGGCUCCAGUAACAGAAGGUGAAUUAAUGUUAGAUAAAAAGCCAAGAGAAUUGAAUCUAGAAAGUUCUCUGCUUACAGAUGAGUAUGUCACAGUAUCAGAAGUCCAAACUGAAGUUAAAGAAGGUGAAUUUAUUCCAUCAGAAAUUCCUGAUUCUUUCAAAGCUGGCUUAAAUGUUAUUGCUGAUCAAUCAAUAAUUAUAUCACAGGUUCAAUGUCAAGAAUUAGAAGGAAUGUUUGAAAAACAAAAAUUACCUCGAGAAAUGAAAGCAGAUCUUACUCUUACUGGUAAAGAACAUUUGAUUGUGUCUCAAGUUGACACUUCUCUAUCUGAAAAAGAACUACUCCCAGAUAAAGCACCAUUAAAGGAAUCUGCACAAUUUACUGUACCCACUGAAGAACAUGUAAUAAUAUCUGAAGUAACUACAGAAACUAAAGAAGAUGAAUUUAUACCAAAGAAAUUACCUCAAAAAAUUGUGGCUUCCUGUUCAGUACCAACUGAAGAACAUGUUACUAUAUCACAAGUGGAAACAGAACAGCGAGAAGAAAAAUUUAUUCCAGGAACAAUGCCAAAAGAAAUUACUGCUGGUUUUACUAUUCCUACUGAGGAAUCUUUAAUUAUUUAUGAAGUACAGUCUGAAGUAAAAGAAGGAGAAUAUACUCCAAAACAACUUCCAACAGCUUUUGAUGCAGAAGUAACUAUUCCUUGCAAAGAGCACACAAUUGUUUCUCAAAUUGAAACUAACCUUAAAGAAGAUGAUCUUCAACCAGACAAGUUUCCAGCAGAAGUUAAAGCAAAGAUGGAUUUCUCAACAGAAACUCCAAUAAUUGUAUCAUCUAUUCAAAUGCAUGAUAAAGAAGGAGAAUUUGUUGCUGGAAGAUUGCCCAAUGAAGUAACUGCUACGUCUGAUAUUCCAACCCAAGAUUAUUGUGUAGUUUCACAAGUUGAAACUGAAACAAGAGCUGGUGAAUUUUCUCCAGAAGAACUUCCAGCUACAACAACUGCUGGUUUAGCCAUUAGUACAACAGAGCAUAUCAUUGUUAGUCAAAUUCAGAGUGAAGUAAAAGAAGGUGAUUUUGUUGCAGGAAAAUUACCACUUACAUCUCAAGCAAAUAUUGCCUUAUCAAUGGAAGAACAUUUGCAAGUAUUAAAAGUAGAAAGUCAUAUUCGAGAAGGAGAACUUGCUACUCUUAAACUUCCAACAGAAUUAACAGCUAUGUAUACAAUACCCACUCAAGAACAUAUUACUGUCAGUGAAACUCAAAUUCAAACAAAAGAGGAGGAAUUAAUACCAGGAAAAAUACCUUCUACAGUAUCUGCUAAAGUAAAAAUACCUACAGAAAAACAUCUCACUGUAUCUCAGGUAGAAACAGAAAUUAAAGAAUCGGCUUUUGAUACUAAAGUCUUGCCAAGUGGCAUUCAAGCUAAUGUCACUAUACCUCUAGAAGAACACAUGAUUAUUUCACAAAUUGAAACACCACAGAAAGAGGGUGCUUUUGUACCAAAAAAACUACCUCAGGAUGUAAGUGCAGAAUUCACUAUUCCUACUGAGGAACAUAUUUUUAUAUCUGAAGUAGAAACAGAUGUUAAAGAAAAUGUAUUUAUUCCUGGUGAACUUCCAACUGCUUUACAAGCAGGAAUGGGAAUAUCUGUGGCAGAACACAUUAUUGUCUCAGAAACUGAAACAGAAAUAAAGGAAGACUAUCUAAAACCUGAAAAGAAACCUCAUGAAAUGAGUGCAACUGUAACAUUACCAACCUCAGAUCAUGUAUUAGUAUCACAAGUAGAUACAGUUAUAAAAGAAGGUAAAUUUGAACCUGGAAAAUUACCUGGAACAAUACAGGCAGAUGUAACAAUACCAAUGGAAGAGCAUUUAACAGUUUCUAUGACAGAAACUGAACAUAAAGAAGAAUUAUUAAAAGUAGAUACAAAACCUAAAGAAAUGACUGCUGGUUCAAGUAUGUUAACCCAAGAACCCUUAAUUGUUUCUAAGGUUCAAACUGAGAUUAAAGAAGGUGAUUUUAUUCCUGGGAAACUUCCAGUACAAGUACAGGCAGAUUUUACAAUAUCUAAAAAAGAUCACAUAAUUGUUUCUCAAACAGAGACCCAUCUCAAAGAAAAUGAAUUAGUAAUAGAUAAACUUCCUACAGAAGUCAGUGCACAAUAUUCAAUUCCAACUGAAGAACAUGUAACUGUUUCACAGACUGAGACAGUGAUAAAAGAAGGUAGUUUUAUACCUGGAAAACUGCCAAAAGAAACAAACCUUCAAUAUAGCAUUUUAACAGAAGAACACUUAAUAGUUUCAGAAGCUGAAAUUCAUGCUAAAGAAGGAGAAUACAUUGAGAAAAAGCCUACAGAAGAAACAGCUUCCUUUACUAUUCCCACAGAACAACACAUUGUUGUAGCUCAAGUAGAAACUGAAUCAAAAGAAGGAGAAUUUAAAGCAAAGAAACUUCCUGGAGAAAUUUCUGCUGACUUUACUGUUCCUACAGAAGAGCAUCUUGUUGUCACAGAAGCUGUAACCCAUCUUAAAGAAGAAGAAUUUUUGAUAGAUCAAAAAUUACCAGAAAUUGUAGCAAAAUAUACUAUUCCAACAACUCAACAUAUUACUAUUUCAGAAGUUCAGUCAGAAACAAAAGAAGGAGAAUUUUCACCUGAAAAACUUCCAAAACAAAUUGUGGCUCAAGUUACUAUUCCAACUGUAGAACACCUAGUUGUAUCAUCAGCAGUAGCAGGACAAAAGGAAGAAGAAUUUUUGGAAAGGAAAAAGCCUACUGAAUUUACAGUAGAACCAACUAUUGGCAUACAAGAACAUAUAAUGAUUAGUCAAACUGAAUCAGUUAUAAAAGAAGGAACCUUUGUACCAGGUGCUCUUCCAGAACAAAUAACUGCUGGAUUUUCUAUUCCAGUAGAGAAGCAUGUUACAGUUUCAAUGACAGAUGUCAAUGUCAAAGAAGGAGAAAUUUCACCUGCUAAACUUCCUAAAGAAAUUACUGCUGGCUUAGUUAUUCCUACUGAAGAAUAUCUUACAGUAUCUCAAGCAGAAACACAACUUAAGGAAGGAGAAUUUGUAUCACCAAAACGACCAACUGAAAUUCAAGCAGGUUCAACUGUUGAUGUCGAAGAACCUUUGGUUGUUAGCUUAGUAGAAACUGAAAUUAAAGAAGGAAAAUUUAUUCCAGGAAAACUUCCUGAAGAAAUUACAGCUGAAUUUACUCUUGGUACAGUGCAUCAUGUAUUAGUAUCAGAAACAGAAACAGAAAUAAAAGAAGGAGAAUUUAUUCCAGGAAAACUUCCAAAAUCCAUAACAGCAGAAAUGACAAUGCCAGUGGAAGAAACAGUUACAGUUUAUGCCACACAAUCAAUACAAAAAGAAGGGGAAUUUAUUCCUGGAAAACUUCCACAAUCUACUACAGCAGAAGUGACAAUGCCAGUUGAAGAAACCAUUACAGUCUUUGCGACAGAGACAGUACAGAAAGAAGGAGAAUUUAUUCCAGGAAAACUUCCAAAAUCCAUAACAGCAGAAGUGACAAUGCCAGUGGAAGAAACAGUUACAGUUUAUGCCACACAAUCAAUACAAAAAGAAGGGGAAUUUAUUCCUGGAAAACUUCCACAAUCUACUACAGCAGAAGUGACAAUGCCAGUAGAAGAAACCAUUACAGUCUUUGCGACAGAGACAGUACAGAAAGAAGGAGAAUUUAUUCCAGGAAAACUUCCAAAAUCCAUAACAGCAGAAGUGACAAUGCCAGUGGAAGAAACAGUUACAGUUUAUGCCACACAAUCAAUACAAAAAGAAGGGGAAUUUAUUCCUGGAAAACUUCCACAAUCUACUACAGCAGAAGUGACAAUGCCAGUAGAAGAAACCAUUACAGUCUUUGCGACAGAGACAGUACAGAAAGAAGGAGAAUUUAAAGAAAAACCAGAAGAGGCUGAAGAAGUAACCGUUACUCUAGAAAAGAAACCAAAGGAAAAACCCAAAGAAGAAGUGGAAGAAGUGACAGUGAAAAUUGAAAAGAAACCAGAAGAAAAAGUAGAGGAAGUAGUAGAAGAAAUUACAAUUAAAAAACUAAAAUCAGAAAAGGUUGAAGAAGUCAUCAUCGAAAAGAAACCAGAAAAGGCUGAAGAAGUUACCAUCAAAUUAGAAAAGAAACCCGAAGAAAAACCAAAAGAAGUAGAAGAAAAAAUUACACUAAAGAAGAAGAAAAAAGUAAAAGAAGUACCAGAAGAAAAACCAGAAGAGGCUGAAGAAGUAACCGUUACUCUAGAAAAGAAACCAAAGGAAAAACCCAAAGAAGAAGUAGAAGAAGUGACAGUGAAAAUUGAAAAGAAACCAGAAGAAAAAGUAGAGGAAGUAGUAGAAGAAAUUACAAUUAAAAAACUAAAAUCAGAAAAGGUUGAAGAAGUCAUCAUCGAAAAGAAACCAGAAAAGGCUGAAGAAGUUACCAUCAAAUUAGAAAAGAAACCCGAAGAAAAACCAAAAGAAGUAGAGGAAAAAAUUACAUUGAAGAAAAAGAAGAAAGUUGAAGAAGUCAUCAUCGAAAAGAAACCAGAAAAGGCUGAAGAAGUUACCAUCAAAUUAGAAAAGAAACCCGAAGAAAAACCAAAAGAAGUAGAGGAAAAAAUCACUUUGAAAAAGAAAAAGAAAGUAAAAGAAGUACCAGAAGAAAAACCAGAAGAGGCUGAAGAAGUAACAAUUACUCUAGAAAAGAAACCAAAAGAAAAACCCAAAGAAGAAGUGGAAGAAAUGACAGUGAAAAUUGAAAAGAAACCGGAAGAAAAAGUAGAGGAAGUAGUAGAAGAAAUUACAAUUAAGAAACUAAAACCAGAAAAGGUUGAAGAAGUAGUUAUUGAAAAGAAACCAGAAAAAGCUGAAGAAGUUACCAUCAAAUUAGAAAAGAAACCCGAAGAAAAACCAAAAGAAGUUGAAGAAGUAGUUAUUGAAAAGAAACCAGAAAAAGCUGAAGAAGUUACCAUCAAAUUAGAAAAGAAACCCGAAGAAAAACCAAAAGAAGUAGAGGAAAAAAUCACUUUGAAGAAAAAGAAGAAAGUAAAAGAAGUACCAGAAGAAAAACCAGAGGAAGCUGAAGAAGUAACUGUUACUCUAGAGAAGAAACCAAAGGAAAAACCUAAAGAAGAAGUGGAAGAAGUGACAGUGAAAAUUGAAAAGAAACCAGAAGAAACAGUAGAGGAAGUAGUAGAAGAAAUUACAAUUAAGAAACUAAAACCAGAAAAGAUUGAAGAAGUAGUUAUUGAAAAGAAACCAGAAAAAGCUGAAGAAGUUACCAUCAAAUUAGAAAAGAAACCCGAAGAAAAACCAAAAGAAGUAGAAGAAAAAAUUACAUUGAAGAAGAAGAAAAAAGUAAAAGAAGUACCAGAAGAAAAACCAGAGGAAGCUGAAGAAGUAACAUUUACUCUAGAAAAGAAGCCCAAGGAAAAACCCAAAGAAGAAGUGGAAGAGGUGACAGUGAAAAUUGAAAAGAAACCAGAAGAAAAAGUAGAGGAAGUAGUAGAAGAAAUUACAAUUAAGAAACUAAAACCAGAAAAAGUUGAAGAAGUCAUCAUCGAAAAGAAACCAGAAAAGGCUGAAGAAGUUACCAUCAAAUUAGAAAAGAAACCUGAAGAAAAACCAAAAGAAGUAGAGGAAAAAAUCACUUUAAAAAAGAAAAAGAAAGUAAAAGAAGUACCAGAAGAAAAACCAGAAGAGGCUGAAGAAGUAACAAUUACUCUAGAAAAGAAACCAAAAGAAAAGCCCAAAGAAGAAGUGGAAGAAGUGACAGUGAAAAUUGAAAAGAAACCAGAAGAAAAAGUAGAGGAAGUAGCAGAAGAAAUUACAAUUAAGAAACUAAAACCAGAAAAGGUUGAAGAAGUCAUCAUCGAAAAGAAACCAGAAAAGGCUGAAGAAGUUACCAUCAAAUUAGAAGAAAAACCAAAAGAAGUAGAGGAAAAAAUUACAUUGAAGAAGAAGAAAAAAGUAAAAGUACCAGAAGAAAAACCAGAAGAGGCUGAAGAAGUAACAAUUACUCUAGAAAAGAAACCAAAGGAGAAACCCAAAGAAGAAGUGGAAGAAGUAACAGUGAAAAUUGAAAAGAAACCAGAAGAAAAAGUAGAGGAAGUAGUAGAAGAGAUCACUAUCAAAGAAGUGAAAACAGAAAAAGUUAAAGAAAUUGUUAUUGAAAAGAAACCAGAAAAAGCUGAAGAAGUUACCAUCAAAUUAGAAAAGAAACCUGAAGAAAAACCUAAAGAAGAAGAAGUAACAAUUAAAUUAGAGAAAAAGCCAAAGGAAAAACCAAAAGAUGAAGAAAUUUCAAUUACAUUGAAGCCUAAACCAGAGGAGAAGGAAGAAGUAGAAGAAGUAAAAGUUAAACUUGAGAAAAAGCCCAAAAAGAAGGAAAAAGUUCUACCUGAAGAAAUUACAGAAGAAGUUUCAAUAAAAUUAGAAAAGAAGCCAGACAUUAAAGAACGGCAAGAGGUAGAAGAGGUCACUGUAACUGUAAAGAAGGAAGAAAAGCCAGAAGAAAUUGUUGAAGAAGUCACUAUUAUCAAGAAACCAGAAAAGAAACCUGAAGUAACUGAAGUGGAAGAAAAAGUUGUACUCAAAAAGAAAAAGAAAAAGCCAGUAAUAGAAGAGGAAAUUACAGAAGAAUUUAAAGUUACAUUAGAAGAGAAGGAAGAAGAGAAAGUAAUUACAGAAGAGGCAGUAGAAUUUGCUGUAAAGAUUCCAAAGGGAAAACCAGUUGAAGAAGUGCCAAUAGAAGAAACAUUUGCCAUAAAAUUAAAGAAAGAAGAAGAAAAGCCAGAGAAACCAGAAGAAAUAGAAGAAAAAUUUAUUAUCCCCAUCAAAAAGAAAGAAAAACCAAAAGAGGAAAAGGUGGAAGAAGUGGAGGAAACUGCAAAGAUUGUUCUUCCAGCUGAGGAACCAAAACCAAUAGUUGAAGAAGUAGCUGAAGAGGCUAAAAUUAUACUCAAGAAACCAGAAAAGAAACCAGAAAAAGUGGAAGAAAUCGAAGAAAAGGUUACGCUUAAAAAGAGAAAGAAGAAAUCUGUAACUGAAGAACAGAUAGCUGAAGAAUUCAAAAUCACAUUAGAAAAGAAAGAGGAGGAAAAAGUCAUAGAAGAAGAAACUGCUGAAUUUGCAAUCAAGAUUCCUAAAAAACCAGAAGAAGUACCCGUUGAAGAAGUAUUUGCUAUUAAGAAAGAGGAAGAAAAGCCUGAGAAACCUGAAGAUGUAGAAGAAAAAUUCAUUAUUCCCAUCAAAAAGAAAGAAAAACCAAAAGAAGAAAAGGUUGAAGAAGUUGAAGAGACUGCAAAGAUUGUUCUUCCUGCUGAAAAACCAAAACCAGUAGUUGAAGAAGUAGCUGAAGAGGCUAAAAUUAUUCUCAAGAAACCAGAAAAGAAACCAGAGAAAGUGGAAGAAAUCGAAGAAAAGGUUACGCUUAAAAAGAGAAAGAAGAAAUCUGUAACUGAAGAACAGAUAGCUGAAGAAUUCAAAAUCACAUUAGAAAAGAAAGAGGAGGAAAAAGUCAUAGAAGAAGAAACUGCUGAAUUUGCAAUCAAGAUUCCUAAAAAACCAGAAGAAGUACCCGUUGAAGAAGUAUUUGCUAUUAAGAAAGAGGAAGAAAAGCCUGAGAAACCUGAAGAUGUAGAAGAAAAAUUCAUUAUUCCCAUCAAAAAGAAAGAAAAACCAAAAGAAGAAAAGGUUGAAGAAGUUGAAGAGACUGCAAAGAUUGUUCUUCCUGCUGAAAAACCAAAACCAGUAGUUGAAGAAGUAGCUGAAGAGGCUAAAAUUAUUCUCAAGAAACCAGAAAAGAAACCAGAAAAAGUGGAAGAAAUCGAAGAAAAGGUUACGCUUAAAAAGAGAAAGAAGAAAUCUGUAACUGAAGAACAGAUAGCUGAAGAAUUCAAAAUCACAUUAGAAAAGAAAGAGGAGGAAAAAGUCAUAGAAGAAGAAACUGCUGAAUUUGCAAUCAAGAUUCCUAAAAAACCAGAAGAAGUACCCGUUGAAGAAGUAUUUGCUAUUAAGAAAGAGGAAGAAAAGCCUGAGAAACCUGAAGAUGUAGAAGAAAAAUUCAUUAUUCCCAUCAAAAAGAAAGAAAAACCAAAAGAAGAAAAGGUUGAAGAAGUUGAAGAGACUGCAAAGAUUGUUCUUCCUGCUGAAAAACCAAAACCAGUAGUUGAAGAAGUAGCUGAAGAGGCUAAAAUUAUUCUCAAGAAACCAGAAAAGAAACCAGAGAAAGUGGAAGAAAUCGAAGAAAAGGUUACGCUUAAAAAGAGAAAGAAGAAAUCUGUAACUGAGGAACAAAUUUCAGAAGAAUUCAAAAUUAAACUUCAAGAGAAAGAAGAAGAAAAGGUUGUAGAGGAAGAAACUGCUGAAUUUGCUAUUAAGGUUCCUAAAAAGAAACCAGAACCUAAAGAGGAAGCACCUGUGGAAGAAACAUUUGCCAUUAAAUUAAAGAAAGAAGAAGAAAAGCCAGAGAAACCUGAAGAUGUAGAAGAAAAAUUCAUUAUCCCUAUUAAAAAGAAAGAAAAACCAAAAGAAGAAAUUGAAGAAAGUGCAAAGAUUGUUCUUCCUGCUGAAAAACCAAAACCAGUAGUUGAAGAAGUAGCUGAAGAAGCUAAAAUUAUUCUCAGAAAACCAGAAAAGAAACCAGAGAAAGUGGAAGAAAUUGAAGAAAAGGUUACGCUUAAAAAGAGAAAGAAGAAAUCUGUAACUGAGGAACAGAUAACUGAAGAAUUCAAAAUUAAACUGGAAAAGAAAGAAGAAGAAAAGGUUAUAGAAGAAGAAACCGCUGAGUUUGCUAUCAAAGUUCCUAGAAAGAAACCAGAACGUAAAGAGGAAGAACCGGUGGAAGAAACAUUUGCUAUAAAAUUAAAGAAAGAGGAGGAAAAACCAGAAAAACCCGAGGAUGUAGAAGAAAAAUUCAUUAUUCCUAUCAAAAAGAAAGAAAAACCAAAAGAAAAGAAGGUUGAAGAAGUUGAAGAAAGUGCAAAGAUUGUUCUGCCUGCUGAGAAACCAAAACCAAAAGAAGAGGAAAUGUCAGAAGAAGCAAAGGUUAUAUUGAAAGUAGAAGAAAAAGGUUUGUAUAAUAUUGCAAAGAUUGUUCUUCCUGCUGAAAAACCAAAACCAGUAGUUGAAGAAGUAGCUGAAGAGGCUAAAAUUAUUCUCAAGAAACCAGAAAAGAAACCAGAGAAAGUGGAAGAAAUAUUGGAAGAAAUUGAAUAUGUUGCUAUUAAGACAUACAUAUCAGACAGAGAAGAUAGAAUGUCAGUUGUUGAAGGUGAAAGAGUGUUUGUUAUUGAAUGCACCGAAACAGAUUGGUGGUUUGUCAAGAAAACUCUCACACAAGAGACUGGUCUAGUUCCAUCCAAUGUGUUGAAAGAUAUUAUUAGUUAUACUCAUUAUCUUAGAGAAAAACUUGAUGAGAAGAUAGAAAGACUUCCUGUAUUCCACAAACCAAGACCAGGUGAAAAAAUGACACCACCAAAGUUUGUACGCAAACUUCAACCAACAAGGGCUACAGAUGGUCAAACAGCUACGUUAGAAUGUCAAGUGAGUGGCACCCCAAGACCUACAGUGACAUGGUUCAGACAGACAGCUAUUAUCAAGCCUUCUUCAGAAUUUCAGAUAUUUUAUGAUGAUGACAAUGUUACAACAUUAAUUAUUAAAGAGGUGUUUCCAGAAGAUGCAGGAACAUUUACUGUUGUAGCAAAGAAUGCAGCUGGUUUUGCAUCAUGCUCAGCAGAAUUUAUUGUUGAAGCACCUCUGUCAGAUCAUGGUAGUGAUUUUACACCCUUGUCAAGAAGAAGUUUAUCUCGUGAAUCCUCUUUAGCAGAUAUAUUAGAAGGCAUUCCACCUGUUUUCUUCCAACCUCCUCAAGAUAAAACUGUCGACGAAGGAAGUGACACUGAGCUGAUAUGUAAAAUUGCUGGUGUUCCAGAACCAAAAAUCACAUGGUUAAAGAACGGUCAACCUCUAAAAGAAACAGAUCGUAUAACUAUAAAAAGGGUGACAGAUUUUGAUACUUACACUGUAACAGUAAAAAUAAAAAAGACUAAACCUGAAGAUGGAGGCACUUAUACAAUAAAGGCUGAGAAUAAGGAAGGAAAAACAAAUACAUCUUUAACUCUAACAGUCAAAGAAGCAGCUCAGCCUCCCAAAAUUACUAAAAAGCCUCAACCAAAAGAAAUUAAACCCAAAGACAAAGUAGAAUUUGUAUGUACAGUAACUGGAAAACCAACACCGAAAGUUGUGUGGCAACGAAAUGGAAAAGAAAUCAUUCCUGACAAACGUCAUUCCAUUACUUCCAAAGAUGAUACACACACACUCACAAUUAAUCCAACAGAACCUGGUGACAAAGGUACUUACACUGUAACUGCAUCUAACCCUGCAGGUAAAGAUAGCACAACAACUGAAUUAACAGUAUUAGAAGAAAAACCAAAAGAAGAGCCUCCAGUCUUUACUCAGACAUUCAGCGAUACAUCAGUACUGGAGAAAGAUACAGUUACUUUAAUUGCAAAAGUCACAGGAAAACCACCUCCAGAAGUAACUUGGUACAAAGAUGGAAAGAAGAUCAAACCUUCAAAAACCAUAAAAGAAACACAAGAGAAAGAUGUUUAUAAAUUAACAAUAACCGAAACUAGUCCAAAGAAAGAUUCUGGUGAUUAUAAAUGUGUCGCUACAAAUCCUGCUGGUAAAACAGAACAUACAGCUAAAGUUACAAUUCAAAAGGCAGGAGUUGAAUUUGUUGAGAAAUUACAUGACAUUGAAACUAAGGAGAAACAGGAAGCCGUAUUUAUCACGCAAUUGUCUCAAGAAGAUGCAGAUGUUAAAUGGUAUAAAGAUGGAGAAGAAAUUAAACCAGAUAAAAAGAAGUAUGAAUUUGUAAAAGAAGGAAAAGUAAGAAAACUUAUAAUACAUGAUUCACAUAUAAAUGAUGAAGGAGAAUACACUUGCGUUCUGGGUGAAAAAGAAUGCACUGCUGAUCUAGUAGUAGUUGAACUUCCACCUGAAAUUACAACUGAACUAGUAAAUGUAACAGUUGCAAAAGAUGAAGUGGCUACUUUCAAUAUUGAAUUAACAAAAGGUGAUGCAAGAGUCAGAUGGUUUAAAGAUGGCAAAGAAAUUCAGUUUACAGAACACGUACAAUUAAAAAUCGAUGGAAAGAAACAAAAACUCAUAAUUUACAAUUCAACGUUUGAAGAUGCGGGCACAUAUACAUGCAAAGUUGGUGAUAAGAAGAGUUCUGCAAAUCUUACAGUUGAAGCUCCCACUGUUGAAUUUACUGCUAAGCUUCCAGAAAAAACAACGGUACCACAAGAUACCGAUGUGACAUUUACUGUUGAGCUCUCCCGUCCAGAUGUAGAUGUCAAAUGGUUGAAGAAUGGUACACCCGUUUCUGAUAAAGAUACACACUUUAGAUUUAUUAUUGACAAAACAGUUCGAAAGCUGCAAGUUUCCAGUGUAAACAAAAAUGACAGUGCUGAAUACAGUUGUGUGGCCGGAAAUGUCAAAACAACCACAAAAUUACAAGUUCAAGAAGUUUCUGCAGAAUUUACUCUAAAAUUAAGAGAUGUCAUAGUACGUGAGAGUGAUACAGCAACUCUUCUGGUAGAAGUGACGAGAGAAACACUUGAAGUACGCUGGAUGAAAGACGAUAAGGAUGUUGAACCUAGUGAACGUAUGAUCAUACACAAAGAGGGUAGACAACGAAAAUUAAUAAUUAAAGACACAACAUUUGAUGAUAGAGGCAUUUAUACCUGCAUUUUAAAUGAAAAACAGUGUUAUUCUCAUGUAACAGUUGAAGCUCCACCACGUGUGACCACAGAAACAAGAAAGUUCAGCGUAAAGAGAGGAGAUACUCUUAAAAUCGAUAUUCCAUUUGUAGCUCUUCCUGCUCCAAAAAUAGAAUGGUUUUUCAAUAAUAAACCACUAAAACCAACAAAGAGGUUAACUGUCGAAACAUUAAAGAACAGUACACAUGUAACUGUUAAAAAAUUCGAAGACAGUGAUGUUGGAAUUUAUACGUUAAAACUUAUGAAUAAAUGGGGAGAAUGCACAACAGAAUUCCAUGUUUCUCUAAUUGAUAAACCAAAGCCACCAGGCACUCCAGAAGCAUCAGAAAUUUCAACUGACUCAUUAACGCUGAGUUGGAAAGCACCAGAUAGUGAUGGUGGUUCACCUAUUACAAACUAUAUAAUAGAAUAUCAUGAUCGUAACACACUUCGUUGGUCUACAUUCAAUGAAACAUUUAACAUCACAGAUACUCAUCAAAGAAUUACUAAAUUAAAGAGUGGAGAGGAGUAUAUGUUCAGAGUUAUUGCAGUAAAUGAGGCAGGAAAGAGUGAUCCUUCUCCAGGAACUAGAUACAUUCCAUUAAAGGAAUUAGCAGGAGAACCACCAGUUGUUCUAGAACAUUUACAAGAUGUUGCAGUUGGACUGAAAUCAACUGUUAAACUUCAGUGCAAGAUAGGAGGAAAACCAACACCAACUAUCAAAUGGCUGAAGAAUAACAAAGAUCUUCUCGUGAUCCGUAAUAUAACCACCACGUAUGAAAAUCAAAUAGCAACAUUGACGAUAGGAGAAACUACAGAAAAAUCUGCAGCAACAUACACGUGUAGGGCAACAAAUAAUUCUGGAACUGUCGAAACCUCUGCCGAACUGAAGAUACAAGAAAAGCCCACUGCAGAAUUUGAUCCAGAGAUGAAGAAUGUCAGAUUAAAAGCCUCAUCUGAAUACAUUCUAGAUGUAAAAGUUAGUGGACAUCCAUUACCAAGCAUAACGUGGUUGAAAAAUGGACACCCACUCGAAUCGACCAAACAUGCAUUGGUGCAGAUCAGAGAGAAAACUACAACUAUAACGAUACGCACAGUCGAAAAUGCAGAUAGUGCAACAUAUACAUUAGUUUUAGAAAACCCAGCCGGAACUGAAAAAUAUAAUUUUAAACUCCAAGCUUUAGACAAGCCAAUGCCUCCAGAAGGUCCAAUGACAUUCCCUACUGUUGACAAAGAAUCAAUUACUAUUUCCUGGCAACCUCCAAGUAACAAUGGAGGAUCUGAAGUUACAUCAUAUAUCAUAGAAAAAUGUGAUGUAAAAAGAAAAGUUUGGAUGGAGGUGACAACAGUCGCUGCUGAUUUAACAACCUACAAUGUUCAGGAUCUUUACGAAGACAGUACUUACAUGUUUAGAGUUUCUGCAGUUAAUGAAUACGGCAAAAGUGACCCCUUGCAGUCAGAUCCAGUAACUGCUAGGAGUCAAUUUGAAAAACCAUCUCCACCUACGGGACCACUGACAACUUCCAAUAUGACAGAUACGAGCUUUACAUUAAGCUGGAAUGAACCCAGCAGUGAUGGCGGAACACCUAUUAUAGAAUAUAUUGUAGAAAAGAAAGAAGUAGGUCGCAAAGCAUGGCAACGAGUGGGAACAACAGAUAGCAGAUUGCUAACUAUGGAAGUAAGCGGUUUGAAAAAGUCGACGGCAUACCAUUUCCGAAUACUAUGUAGGAAUGAUGUAGGAACAAGCUUACCGUUUGCACCGGAAGAACCAAUCACGCCGGGUGUUCAAAUAAGUAAGUGAGCCUUAAAUAUAGCCAUUUAUCAUCUUAUCUUAAUAAAUAACAUUAAAUGUUGCUGUUUUAUAGUGCCUCCUUCUGCUCCUGUUGGUCCUCUUAGCAUAGUCAACAUGACAAAUAAAACCAUUACACUCUCUUGGAAAUCACCAUUGUCUACGGGUGGUGCUGAACUCACUGCAUAUAUUCUUGAAAAGCAGGAAACUCAUAUCAAGAAAUGGGUCCGAAUUGAAACUCUAGAACCGCACAUCACCACAUACACUGUACAUAAUUUAUCAGAAAAACAUGAAUAUUUCUUCAGAGUGUUUGCAGAAAAUAAGGCAGGUCUAAGUCCACCAUUAGAAACAGAAACACCAGUGAAGUUAACAAUCACAGCAGAUCGACCAACACCGCCAACUGCACCUCUAGAGAUGAGGGUAACAGGACCAAGUUCCGUAAUGAUCGAAUGGGGUAAACCAGAAUCCGACGGAGGAGCACCAAUACUGGGAUAUAUUAUUGCAUUACGUGACGUGAGAAGAAUUAUGUGGAUGGAGGUGGGCCAAGUUGAUGCUGAAACUCAGAGAUUACAAAUCAAAGAUCUUCAGGAAGGUCAUGAAUAUCUAGUAAGAAUUAUGGCACGAAAUGAAGUCGGUAUCAGUGAUCCACUUGAAUCUGAAGAACCAGUUAAAGUGAUCAGACCACCAGGAUACCUAGAAACAAUGCUUCCCGAGCACGACGAUUUGACUCCAUCUCUAACAUUCAGCACGGAAACAUCAUCAUCGUGGAUACGCGAAGCAAACGUUGAACCUUUAUUACGCAGUUACACCAAACACGUCCUAAUAGGUCGUAAUGAAUAUUUCUUCAGGAUAUGGCAUUAUGCCGAAUCAUUAUUCAAAUAGACAUGUGAUAAAAAAAGAUUUUCAAAGAUCAACAUAGCCUGGACUGUAAAUUUGAAUCUAUGUGUACAAUUGAUGUUUUUGUGUAAGUCGUGAUGAUUUUUUUCAUUUGACAUGGACUAACUAGAGUCAAUUCUGAAAGAAAUAUAUUUAAAAAUUUAAAAAAAAAAUUGCCUCCUGUUCAGUCCAAGUCAUCAAAUGUGAAUCUGAAUAGAAUUUUUUUGCUUAUAUGUUUUGCUCUUUUGGAACAUAAAUUAUGCUUUAUACGUAAAAAAUAAAAUAAUAUGCCCUUAAGAAAAAUUUCUUAAGGAUUUAAUAACUUUAAA